AUCGCUCAGGGCGGAGCGCGCGCAGCCAGGCGGGGGCGGGUAAGACGCCGGAGCGCUUUCCCUUUGGCAAUCUCGGCCGCGCACGGAGCCCCGGCCCCAAAAUGUCUGCUUUUGGAGGGACCCAGAUGCAUGCAGGGGGGAAUGGCGGGAGCUCUAGCGGGAGCCUGGCGAGGGGAGAGGGCGCUCCGCGCGGGCGGAGGGCGACAGGGGGCGAGCGCGGGGGGGGGGAUGGCGGCGCCUUCAGAGGUGCGCGCCUCCGGGUGUGUUGGGUGCCGGCGGGGGGGGGGGAUGUUGUUUCUCUCCAGUGAUGCAGAAAGGGGUGCGGAGCGAGAGAGGCUCGCCGGGGUGUCUUCCCUGGACCGACUGCCACACACACACACGGGGGCUGCAGAUGGAGGAGAAGGAUGCUGCCGGGCUUGGCGAGCGAAGGGUUGGAAACCGAGCGAGUCAGGGAGGCAGAAGAUGGGGUUGGGAAGAGGAGAUUAUUUUUUUUCCCGGGUGGGUGGGGAGAAAUUUCGUAAAAAGGGGUGUAGCGCUGAAAAGAAGGGUGGCAGAGCUCCUGAAAUGUGCACAUGUCCGUUUUUCAGAGAUGAAAAAACGCUGGGUGGUUUGGUUUGGUUUUGUAAUUCCCUCAAAUUCCUCCCAGAGAGGUAUCUGGGUUGAUUCCCUGAAAGUCUCCAGCCGAUUCACACCCCUCAAAUCUCUAAUGCAUAAAGAUCAUUGCAACGUGUAGAGCCAUUUAAGAAAAAUGUUGUGGUCUUUUUUUUAAGCGCUUCCAAAUCUUGGAUUAGAACUCUUUCCUUUUAAAUAAUCAGCAACAACCCCUAACGGAAUUUAACAUGCCACCAAUUUCAGAAAGAGGGAGGGGGUGAAAAGAGGAGAAACACCCGCUGAAUCUCUAGUAGCUGCUUUGGUGUGAAGGGGACACCACGGAGGGAUGGGAGGGGUGGUGAGAGGGGGUGACAGACAGCCUCUUUGCCUUUCAUAGGGAGAGCCAGGCAUGCUUGCCCCCUUUCUAUACCAGGCAGAGCCUCUCCUGGCUGAACGCCACCCAGCCACCCUCUUCAUGCAUUCUGCGGCAUCAGCAGGGGGGCUUGGACUUGGCCAGAUUCUUCUCCCCAUUUCUGUGAAAAUGUUGGGGGGGUGUUGAGAUUGGAGGAAAGACACACACACAGAGAGAGAGAGACUAGGCUACAGCUAGCAGGUUCCUUGCCAGCCUGCUUAGGCUAGAAGGGCAGCAGAGCAUCUCUGCCCAGGUAGAAUAAAAAUCUGUUGCCCACCCACCCAUAGCUGAUACGCUGACGGAGUGAUUGAAAUCUUCAGUUUUUGCUUAGAGUGUCCUGGCAGAAUUGCUGACUCUGCCAAUAGGCAUGUGUGUGUGUGAUUUGGGGGGGGGGGGCGACGACAAUACACAGGGUAAGGAGAGAAGGGUGGCAGAUUGUGAUGGAUGGGAUCUUCCUUUCAAAGUCAGCUCUCCCUCCAUCUUUCUCUCCAGGAAGCCAUGAGAUCUGAUGUCUCAACACUCUUUUCUGCUUACCUCUCAGCUUCUAGGAUUCCUUUCCUUCCAGUCAGCUUCUGGUCUCUCAGGAGAAUUUUUAGGUGGAUGGGCUACUCAAGUCAAGACCACUACUUCCAUGCUCUUUUAAAAUUUGAAUUAAUGGGAUCUUUCUUCAAAGAGUUGUAAAAUGUUUUAGUUUCUUAAUUUCUAUUAUAGCAUUAUAUUAGGAAGGUCUCCAGGGGAGUAGUGAAGGGGUAUUGGGCACUCACCCAAAAUUUUGCCUAUGAACCCCAGCAUAUAUUUGUUUGUAAUUUGUGUGGCAAAAUCCUUACUCCCUUCAUAAUGGCCUUUGUACUUCUUCACUUCUCCAGUCUAGCUUUCCAGCAUUGGCCCUGAAAAGUUAGCAACCUGCCUUUGUGUUUCUGUACUUCAUUCAUACUAUGUAUGUUAAAUUGGAAUCAAUCAGAAAAUUAUUGUCACAGGGAUGUGGUUAUCCCAUAGCAUUCUCCAUUGCCCAAUCUCUGCACUGCUUCUGCUCCACACCUCCUUUUUGCCAUUCAUAGCCUAAUCCCUAUGCAUAGUUAGUCAAAAGUAAUUCCUUAUGAGAACACAGGAGAGGAGCCUCAGUUCUGCAUCAGAAAAGUGGUUUCUUCUAUGAUCAUUUGUGGAAAAGUAAGGCCUGGAUUUAAACUAAACCAAAAGCUGCGCUCAAACUCCUAGAAUCCUUAAACUUUCAAUUUAUGAGUGGGCAGUCUGUUGUAAUUCUUUGGUGAUAGAGAUAUACUCUAUACAUGUUCUGAGGCACUCUUAGUUCAUAUGUUCAAGGGCCAAAUCUUGGCGUGGUAAAUAGAUUCUGGGUUCAGCCCUGGUCAGGCUAGUCUCAAACUAAACUCUCACCCCUCUUACUCAGAAUACUAUAAGUGUCAGGAGACUAAUGAAACGUCAAAACAAAACUAUAAUCUGUUCUUAUCAGUUUUUUCUUCUCUCAAUAACUUCCUGGCUCCUGUAUCAUGUGUGUCCCUUGUAGCUGAAUGGGUGAAGGGACCCCAUAUGUCUUGUUUGAAAAGCAGAACGUGAAAGAUGCAUAAAAAUAAAGCAAAGCAAAGCUGUGUGUUGGAGGUGAAGUGGAGGCUAUGGAAGUUCUAACAUACUGCAUGAACCAGGCCUAUAUUUAUGGCAUGCCCAAGCAUUGUCAGUGUGGAAUGGACCAGAGAGUGAGGGAUUUUUUUAUUUAUUUCAAGAGCCACAUUCCCUGAGCGAUAAUUUACCUGGGGCAGUAUGCCAGUAGUGGGGAAGGAACCAAAAGUGGGAAGAGGUUACAGGAUUGCAUGGUCCGCACACUCUUUCUGUGCCACCCCUUCUCUCUCCUCUGUCUUUUUCUCUUACAUGCACAUGCACAUGAUCUGUAAGAAGAAUCAGUUCUGGGUAUCUAUCCGCAGCAUGCAUAAGAAUGUAUUAAAUAAGUCGGGGGGGGAUCACUGCCCUAAAAAUUCACUCCUUUAUACUGGAUAGCAAAUAAAAUUAUAACAGAGAAAUGACUUGAAUUCAUGUCUUUUCAACAGGAACAAACAUCUCUCUUUUGCAGUUUCCAAUCUUCCUGGCAUAACUGCCAUGGUUAGUACAUAAGUAGCCCCAUUUCUCUCUCUCUCUCUCUCUCUCUCUCUCUCUCUGUGUGUGUGUGUGUGUGUUUGUGUGUUGACAUUUUCAUGAGCUUCCUAAGGAAGGACUAGUUUAACUUCCCCUCUUAUCCCUACCUUGAAAUCAGAAGUAUUGGGAUUGAAAGGCACGCCAUGCAUUCUCUAAAUAUAGGACAUGCCACAAAGAGGAAAUAGAAUGCCCUCCAUGUUACCUUGGCCUGCUCCUUUGCCCCUAGCUGUCAGGGGGAUAUGCUACUUAUCUUGGAUGCUGGCUGGAGCUCUGGGCUCAGGAGGUUAUAAGCCUGUGGUUGAACCUCUGGUUGGCCCACUUUGUUGAUAAACUGCUUGGCACCUUUCUUCCUCUAUUCCAUUCAGUCAAGAUGGCUUCUUCCAGACAGUUCUAGAAUCUAAGCAGAAAGAACUAAGUUGUGUGUCAGUGAAGGAACCCAACGAAUCUUCACUAGGUAGAGGGAGAAUGGAGUUUGAGGAAACAGUGGAGAACAAUGGAAGGAAGAGCUUCUAAUGAAGAUUCAGGAACCAUAUUUUCCAAUCAAUACUGUGGUACCUCAGGUUACAAACUUAAUUCGUUCCAGAGGUCUGUUCUUAACCUGAAAACGUUCUUAACCUGAGGUACCACUUUAGCUAAUGGGGCCUCCCACUGCCACUGCCCAGCUGCUCCGUGAUUUCUGUUCUCAUCCUGGGGCAAAGUUCUCAACCCGAGGUACUACUUCUGGCUUAGCGGAGUUUGUAACCUGAAGUGUUUGUAACCCGAAGCAUUUGUAACCCAAGGUACCACUGUACUUCAUCAAACUUCCUUGGUCUUCAGCUUAGUUUCCUGGUGGUCUGCCCUAGAGCAGGGACGUGGUACCUGUCAUCCUCCAGAUUUUAAUUUUUGUUGGACUCUGGCACGACACCCAUCAGCCCCAGCCAGCAAGUUUAAUGGUCAGGGAUGAAGAGGGCUGGUAGUUCAGCAUUGGCUAUGUUGGUUGGAGUUGAUGGAGGCUGCUCUAUUCUAAGAGUCAUCCAUCUUCCUAGCUCUCAUAUAUUUGGUUAGCUCUUGUCUUGCUGAUCAGUUCUAUGCCAUGAUCGUCUGCAGAGGAAACCCCUCACUAGAAAACAAGGACAAUAUUUUUUUACAAGUGUGUAAGAAUAAUGAUGUAGCUGCUAGAGUAGUGACAUUCAACUACAGAGACCCGAGUGCAAAAUCUCUGCUCAGACACAAAGCUUCCUGGGAGACUGCUGGCUAGUUAUUACCUCCCAGGCUAUAAUAAAAAACCUUACAGGGUUGUUGUAACAAUGAAAAAUCAGGGUAAAAUCUGCAUUCACUGGAUUGUAUUGCUCUGUUAAUACAAGUCUUGUGUUUUUAAUUGGCUUGCAAAGAGUUGCAGGGUACAUGUAUUGUAUAUGCUAGGUAGAAGGGGUUGCCAACUUGUCUGGACGUUGGUUUUAAUAGCAGCAUAAUACACAGGAAUCAGUAGGUGAAGCUUUUUAGAAGAAAGGAGAUAAGCAAAAUAGUAGCAACCUGGUAAAUGUUACUGGUAACAUGUGCUGGCGGUGAAUAUUGAAUUGAAGAGCCACCUAUAACCCUUGACAAUACUCAAUAGCCGUCUGUUUCAGCUUCUAAACAUGGCCUUUCAUGACAAAUCAAACAUUUGGGUUGACUUACAAGACAAUACAAAUAAACUUGACAGCAUAUUCUAGGCGGGGGGGGGGGGUUGAGAGAAUUUGGUGGUGAUUUUGGAUCUGAGUGACUGGCAUCUGCAAUGGAAUUUUGUAGAAAGGAGACUCCAGAAUACUUUCACCUUGAAUUUGGCUUCCCAUUACACACAGCUAUGCUGGGCCUAUUCAGCAGGGUCCAGGCUUUGGUGUGUGGUAAAGUUAUCAUCAGUGCAUGCCUAGAAGUCAGCAUUCCUCAUUCAUGGUGCUGAUCUGGCCAUCGCUGUCUAGUCAUCCAAGGCUCUUGUCUAUGCCAUGCAGCAGGCCCAGGAAUGCCCCAAAUGUGCAAGGAGGAGGCUUCUAAUAUUGUUGUUGUUGUUAAAGAGUAAAUAGGAUGCUGUAGGCAGCAUCAUCUGUGUUCUGCAGUUUCAAUCCACAAAUGCAGCAUUUUUCAAUAAUCAGAAGUUUCAGCACAUCAGCUUUUUAUUUAAAGUAUUUUAAAAGCAAGUUUCUGUCUUUUAAGGCUGCAAAGAUGUUUUCAAAAACAUGGGGUGAACCAAAAUCCCAGCAACUUGAGAAGAGCAGAAUUUCUGUGAAUGGUCAGACUGGUUUUCAGUUAUCCUCAUAGCUCUUGCCCCUUACCAUGACUAGCAGAAACAAAAUAUAUUUGGUAAAAUAUAUAAACACAUGAAGAUGUAUAUGGGAUGGAGAAUCCAGCUUUUAUUGGAACAGAAUUGAAGGGAGAAUUUAACUUUUUUUUAAAGAAAGAAAGAUAGAACACAGUUAUCAGAUGCAUUGGCAAUGAUGGAUCAAAACAUCCACGCAAAGCUAUGAGCAGCCUGGUCCUGUAGCCUUAUGAGGCUUUGGCCUCGGGUGGGAAAAAUAUUGUGCCCGUCUGAACAUGCUGAAAACCCCUUGGCUUCUCACUCCCCCUUUCCUGGGAAUAGUCCCAAGACAGCUUUCUGUUCAUGCUCAGAGGAACUCAUGGGCAGGACUCUGGAAGAAGGAGGAGAAAGGGGGAGGGAACUGGAAUGGGAAUAUAUGCUUGUGCACAUGACUGUGAACUCGUGCAUGCUUUUUGUGAGUUAUCACACUUGCUCCUUCUACCAGUUCAUGGAUGGUAGAAAUAAAGCUUUUUCUCUGAAACUAUUCCUUGAGUGUCUGUUGACUCCCACUUCCCUUUCCCGGGCGCAAUAUUUUUCCCACCUGAGGGCAAAGCCUCAUAAGGCUACAGUCCUAUUGAUCAUUUUUAUCUACCACAGCACAAAAAGUGGUUUGCACCCUGAAAAGUGAAGCAGUGCCUUCUGCUGAGCCUGCUUUUCUGAGUAUCUACAAAUGGUGACCCACCAAACUAGCAUCAGCCCAGAUAAACCUGAUAAACCUUCUGUUUUUUGCUGCUUGCCUGACAUUACUAAAACAGGAUUGUCCAACAGCUGCCAAGCUAUGUGUCUGAUGGCAAGGAUGCAUUUCUUGGCACAAUGGAAGAACCAGAUAGAUGCCUUCUUAAAACUUUUCACUCAGUCAUUUCUUUUGGGGUGAUCCAACUAUAUCGAUUUAUUAAUCCAACCUACAGGCUUGUGAUGUAUUUUGUAUUUAUUUUCUGGGUGUUAUUUUGUUGUUUGCUUUUCACCAUCAUGACAUUUUCUUGAUGUUGGCAAUGUAGACAUUUUUGCAAAUAAUUAAAUAAAUAGGAGGGAGGAAGAGUACUUCAUUGUCAUUGCUGCAAGUAGGCCGCCGGCAACCAGAUUUUUAAAGGCACCAAUGGCAGUUAGGUUCUUGGAUUCUUGCAGUGCUGGCUGGCGAGUUGUGUUUCAGUUGGUGGAUUUCAAAUUGUGCAGACCGUGUGUGGAAUCUUUGUGCAAAUGAAAACAAGGCUCGGUGGUCCAAUGAACUAGGACAGAGAUGAGCGCCCCCAUCCUAUAAUGUGAGGCUUAGUUUAAAUACUUCAUUAAUAGGGCUGUGAGACUUGAAGUCUCCUGUUCACAAAGUAUUUAAUUUAGUGCACUGUAUUAAAACUACUUUGGUACCACUGAAUUUGUUUAAUCUAAAUUGGCAUACAUGGCUUGCACUGUUUGCCUUCUGCCUUCCACCCAUCUUCAUGAAGACUGAAUCUGAAAGACAAAUAAGAAUCCAGAUUAAAUAUUAAAGAAUGUCUUAAAAUGGAGAAUUUAUGUGUGAACUCUUGACAGAAAAUAGCCUGAUAUGUGGGGUUAGAACUAUUGGAAAGGUGCCCCAUCAAUAUCCUUUCACUUUGCUUUGUAAUGAAGUAAAACCCCUCAGGAAUGUAACUGCUGCCUUAUCCUGAGUCAGACCAUUGGUCAGUUUAGCUCGGUGAUGCCUACACAGGCUGGAAUCAGCUUUCCAGGGUUUCAGACAGGCGACAUAAGAAUAUAAGAACAUUAGAAGAGACUGCUAGAUCUAGUCAAGGGCCAUCUACUCCAUCUUCCUGUUCUUGCGGUGGCCAACCAAUUGAAUUGCCUGUGAGAAAUCUGCAAGCAGGACUGAGCACAAGAGCCCUCUUCUCUCCUGCUGUUUCCAGCAACUGGUAUUCAGAAGCAUUACUGCCUCUGACUGUGGAGGCAGAGCAUAGCCAUCAUGGCUAGCAGUCAGCCUUACUUAAGUAUGGGACCUUCGCCGUACAAAGCAGAUGCUCUGCAACUAAGAAAUUACUUUAUAAUGGAUUUAACGUUGAAAAAACUAAACCCGAUAAAGCAAUUUAUUGAAAAGGAGUGUUCAUGCCAACAAAUUGGAAUAUGUGGGUUAGUCUGAGGCAAUGAAUGCUGGCAUUAGCCCUGUUCAGAUAUUCAUUAACCAACAAAUGAGCAUAUGUUAUUGUCUCGUGAGUGUUGCAUCCCCUGAGCCUAUCCUGCACUGAGCCCAAGCAUAUCCACCUACAAUCUGGACUUGGCGCCUUUAACUGCUACUGAUAUACCACCCUCUCUGCUGCCCAGUGGCUUCCCUUACUGGCUGAGGGGGUCUCAGGUGUGAUAUUUGACAGACUCAGGGUCUUAGACUUGGGGCACUUCAGUCCCAAAGUCCAGCCCUACUGUAUAUGGCGAGGGAAAGGCUCUUGGCAUGAAUUUUGGUAGAGAAGAAAGCAUGGUCGAUAGUAUAAUGGAGAUGUGUGGAGUCCUAGCAUAGGGCUUCCAUAUCCUUUGAUCAUAUCCUCAGUCAUACCUUGGUUGUCAAAUGCCUUGGUACUCGGACCUUUUGGCUCCCGAACGCCACAAACCCGGAAGUGAGUGUUCCAGUUUGCAAACGUUUUUUGGAAGCUGAACGUCCGACGCGGCUUCCACUUGAGUGCAGGAAGCUCCUGCAGCAAACCGGAAGCCACGUCUUGGUUUUUGAACCAUUUCGGGAGUCGAACGGACUCCCGGAACGGAUUAAGUUCGACAACCAAGGUACCACCUUAUAUUUAAUAAGUGGAUUGCCACUAUAUUUAGUGAUUCCUCCUUUGUGAUUAAUUUAUAUGGCUGGAUCAAGAUGGGCCACUUCUGAGAGCUAAAGGCGCUUUCUUAAAGGUGGUUCAAGCCAUAUCAUUCCACCUUAAACAUCUGUAGCUUUCCCCAAAAUCCUGGCUGGGGACAGUAGUUUGUUAAGGAUGCCGAAACUCCUAUUCCCAUCACAGAGCUACAGUUCCCUGGAAAGAGGGAUUGACUGUUAAACCACUCUGAGAAUUACAGCUCUGUGCAGAUGAAGCCUUCCUAGGAGUAAGCCCCAAUGAACACAUGCCCAUUUCUUAACUUGGCUAGUGUUGUUGUACAUAAUGAAAUUCUGACUGUAUUCAAGUAUGAGUGAGUAACAUAGAGAAUGAGAGUAGCAAACAACAAAUUAAGACCCUUCAGUAUAGUGUGUGUGUUACAUCUUUCAAAAAAUUGUGGUGCAACAUGCCCCUGAACCUUUUAGUAGUGGAUUACUCAUAUAUCUCAUGAACUGCUAUAUUAUUCUUUCCUUCAUCACCAUUUAACAUGAAGCCUGUCCCCAUUUUCCCUUGUAUGUUUCAUUUGGCUUUGAAUAUGACCCUCCAGUAGCUGACCGGCUUCGUCCAAUGAACAAAUUACAUUGCAUGAUUUCCCCAAUUCAUUUUCUCCCUCUUUUGUCGCUUUUAAAACACUUCUAAAAUGGGAGAGAACAGCCCCAGUCUGCAUCUCAGCGAAGGCAGCAGGUUCAACAGAUGUUGCUGAGUUUGUUCAGUCGGGCGUUCUCAAUAACUGCAAAACUGCUAAUUGUGACAGGCAGCAGAUUUUAUAACCUUGUGCUGGCAUCCAGUUACAGUGUUCCCUGCCUAAAUCAGCUUUGCCAAAUGUAUUCCUACGGCUGCUGCAUGCUCAAAGCCCACAAAGACUGGAGACAGACAAAAACAAUCUUAUUUAUGUAAAAUGUUAGUUAGAUGCUCUUCAGCUGUAGCUCCCUAAACAUAACUUCUUAUUAUCUUUAAAAAAAACUAAUAUCCAGAUUUUCUUCCAUCAUGAAACCCAAGGCAGCGUAUAUACGAAUAUAAGGCAAGACUGCUGGAUCAGAACAGUUGUCCACCUAGUCUAGCAUCCUGUUCUCACAGUGGCCAGCCAGAUGCCUGUGAGAAGCCUGCAAGCAGGACAUGAGCACAACAGCACUCUGCCCACCUGCAGAUCCCUGCAACUGGUUUUCAGAGACAUGGUGCCCCUGCCAGUGGAAAUAGAGCAUAGCCAAAUGGUUCUUUUGCAUACACCCCUCCCUUCUGAGCUUACCUUCUACUUGCAUUGGGGUAAAAGCUCUAUUUACACCAAUGGAAGUUUUGCUUCUAACGUGAGUAACAGGUGUGUGGGACCUCUGUGUGACGCAAAUGGACCUCUUGCUCCACUUGCUAGGGUCGUGAUCCAGACUGAUAACUGUAUAACUGUAUGAAUGGUGUCUAAUCUCAAGGACCUCCUCUUUCCAUAUGAACCAACCCAGACCCUGAAAUCAUCUUCUGGUUUUUUAAAAAAAAUAAUAUUUAUUACUUUUCCAAAAAAUUUAAACACUAAAAAAAAAUACAAUACAAUACAUUAAACUAACAAAACAAAACAAAACAAAAACAAUAAAAUAAAUCAAACAAUUUCAUUAUCCCAUCUUUCAUUCACUUAUUUCCACGACCUCCUCACACCUCCCUUUUUGUAUUCCACUUCUGUUAAUUAUUUCAGCAAUUCCUUUCCAUCUUCCUCUGUUUUCUAUCCUAUAAUUAUCUUAACUCAUUCUAACCUUAUUUCUUCCUUUAGUACUCUAUUAUCUAUUUAUACUUAAUUCCUUAUAACAUUUCUACUAAAGCCAUGUAACUUCAUUCCAACAUUUUUCUAACAUUCAUUGAUUUUACAGUAUUUCUGUAAAUAAUCUUUAAAUUUUUUCCAAUCUUCUUCCACCGACUCUUCUCCCUGGUCUCGGAUUCUGCCAGUCAUUUCUGCCAAUUCCAUAUAGUCCAUCAACUUCAUCUGCCAUUCUUCCCGGGUGGUUAAAUCUUGUGUCUUCCAAUAUUUUGCGAUGAGUAUCCUUGCUGCUGUUGUUGCAUACAUAAAGAAAGUUCUAUCCUUCUUUGACACCAACUGGUCAACCAUGCCCAGGAGAAAGGCCUCUGGUUUCUUCAGGAAGGUAUAUUUGAAUACCUUUUUCAUUUCGUUAUAAAUCAUCUCCCAGAAUGUCUUAAUCCUUGGGCAUGUCCACCAAAGGUGUAAGAAUGUGCCUUCAGUCUCGUUACAUUUCCAACAUUUAUUAUCGGGCAAAUGGUAGAUUUUUGCAAGCUUGACUGGUGUCAUGUACCACCUAUAAAUCAUUUUCAUUAAGUUUUCUCUUAGAGCAUUACAUGCCGUAAAUUUCAUACCUGUAGUCCAUAACUGUUCCCAGUCAGCCAUCAUUAUGUUGUGUCCAACAUCUUGUGCCCAUUUAAUCAUUGCUGAUUUCACCGUUUCAUCCUGAUUAUUCCAUUUCAACAGCAAGUUAUACAUUUUUGACAAAUUUUGGAAUCUAACAAUUCUGUUUCCAAUUUUGAUUUUUCCACUUGGAAACCAACUUUUUUGUCCAAAUUGUAUGCCUCCAUUAUUUGAUAAUAAUGGAGCCAAUCUCGCACUUUAUUUUUCAAAGCUCUGCAAUUUUAUUCUGCCUCCAUCUUGAUCCAGAAUUUCCCAAUAUUUCAGGCAAGAAGCCUGAAAUCAUCUUCUGAGGCCCUCCUUCCUAUACCUCCUCCUCGAGUGGUCUGGAGGGUGGAAACACAAGAACAGACCUUCUUCCUCAGUGGCUCCCCAUCUGUGGAAUGCUCUCCCCAGGGAAGUUCGCCUGGUGCCUUCAUUAUACACCUUUAGGCGCUAGGCAAAAAUGUUAAUUUUGAUUUUAUGUAUUGUGAAAUUUUCUGUGAACCGCCCUGAGAACUCCAGGUAUAGGGCGGUAUAUAAAUUCAAUAAAUAAAUAAUCUAGCUUUGCCCUGAUCAAGGCAUCCUCAAUUUAGAAAGUUUUCUGUUGUAUAUUUUUCAGCAGAAAACCUCCUGUUUUUAUCAAUGUAUGGCUUCAUAAUAUUAAUUAAAAACAUAAUGCAGCUCCCAUACGAGUCAAGCUAGGUGGCUGGAAUGGUUACACAAUACCAGCGAAAUCCAAAAUUAACUUUUAAUUAAUUAACUUUUCUCAAGUUAAUUAAAGACAGGCACAAGAGACAGGGCCUUCUUAGUGGUGGCCCACUGCUUAUGGUACUCCCUCUUCAUAGGGGUAUUUGUGGCCACAUUGAUACCAGACUUUGUUUAUUUAAAAAAGAAGCCUUGAAGACCCACUUCUUUCACUUGUCUUUUGGUUCAGACUUGGUUUGGCUUGAUGCUGUUUUAGAAAAUAUUAGUUCCAAUCAGUUGAAUUGAGGAAGCUGGCUUUCUAUUAAUUCCCUAAAAUUGUUGCACUUCAUGAUGUUUGGUCACCAGGGGGAUGUAUUGAAGGUCAGGCUACCACAAAAAAGCAAAGAAGUGCCAGGAAUUAUAGACCCAGGUCAUGUUAUCUUUCGCACAGCCCUGCUGGGCCUGGUUGUUGCACUUCCCAGCAGGGGAUUCCCCCAAACCGAGCCUUCUGGCACAGAAUCUGCUCUGCCAUUCUCAGGGGAAAAGGAGCCGUGUUUUAGACUGGAAUGUUCAAGCGACAAUUCCUGAGUCUUUGUGCACGCACUGAUAGGUACGUUAAUAUCUGGGUGAGGAGAGGCGGAAGAGAAAUGCAGACUGAAUGAAAAAUUCAGUGAUGAGCCAUGUUUGCUGUAAUGCUGCUUUUUGAACUCGGGAGAGGUUCAUCUAGUGUACGUUUUUCUUCAUGGCAAGAUCAUCACAGGCUUCACACUGCUACCGUUUAAUUCCUGCCAUGCUCAGCCUCAAGCAGAUGCAAGCAGACAAUCGGACUGAUGCUGAUUUGCCUCAUUUGAAGAGCGGAUUCACUGCACGGUGCUUCUCUCCAUCAGUAAGUCCCAUUGUAACAGGCACAAGCGAGAGAGCAGGUUCAGUGCAUUUAUUUAGUGCAUGCAUUAAGUACCUAGAUACUUGGGCAAAACCGCUGUUGGAUUUUGUUCCAGAAAUGGCAAAAUGCUAUAUAUUAGCUGGCAGUUCCUUGCGAAGUGAGAUCACAUUUUAACGUAUCGCUAAUAUAAUUUUGUUCGUACGGCAGUUCCAAACCGCUAUACUGGUCGGCAUUUAUGCGGCAAUUUAGGGCGUUCAAAGCAUUUCCUGCACAUUCUCUUGUUUGUAAUCCUGUAAUCUUGUUUGUAAUUAUAUGGCAAAUAAUCCUGUAAGGUAGAUCGGUUUUAUUCUUCUCAGAUUGCAGGGGAGGGUCUGAGUUUAUGAGAAUGUGGAAUGCCUAUAACCAUCCACUGUAUUCAAGGCAGAGGUUUGCUUCAAACAGGGUGGGGGAGGGAGGCUGAGGCUUCCUGAUUUGCCACUCAAAUCUCUCAUGGUGCUUCCAAAUGGGGGUUUAAUAAUGCAAACACACAAAUCAAAUAGAUCAUUAGAUAUAUAGAGAUAGGUAGAGAUAGAGAGAUAUAGUUGGAUUUUCUGCCAAAAGGGUAUAUCCAAAUUAAAUCAGGGGCGAGGGGAGGGAUACAAACUGGAAUUUUGAUACCAAUGGCAUCAUGUGGAAAAUGAAUAACUGGCAUGCAUGAGAAGCACCAACCACACAAUAAACACUGAUUUUGAAGCACCCUUGGUAUUUGUACAAUAUGCUGUGAGGGCAUCAGAAUUAGCGUCUCUAGGAAUUCAAAUAGCCUGAUUAUAGCUUCUUAAAAGCCAAUGUGGAGGCAGUGGUUAGAGUGCUGGACUCGAAUAUGAGAGACUAGAGUUCAAAUCCUCACUCACAAGGAAGCUCACUGGUUGACCUGGUUGGCCAGUCACUGUCACUGGUUGGCCAGUCACUGUCUCUCAGACUAACCUACUUCACGGGAUUGUUGUGAAGAUAAAACUCAGAGAGGGGAGAAACAUGUAUGACAUUUUUAUCCUUGGAAGAUAUGUGGAAUAUAAAUGAAUCUUUAAAAAUAAAUAAAUCACCUCUUUAAUACCCAAAGUGUGAAGGGAAGAUGAGAAAUUUCAGUCCUGUAGGAACGUGUUAUUCUGUAUCAGGAAUAAUCCCUGGUAGAUUCCUCUCACUUGGCUUACUUUUUUUGCGUUUUGAAAUGCCUUAUUAACAUGUUUGUUAAUGUGAGUUACAAGAGUUACCAGAGUCGGCAUUCUUCAGUCCUCUACCCUGUCCCAGGAGUCUCCAGAACAGGAGAGGGGGCCCUGCAGAUCUUGUUGGACUGCCUCCAACUCCCAUCAGCCCCAGCCAGCAAUGAUCAGGGAUGAAGAGAGUCAUGAGUCAAUCCGACAACAUCUGGGUGUCCACCAGUUCCCCACCCCUGCUCUGUAAGUUAAAUAUCUGAGUGAAGACUGGAUGCAUCUCGUCUCUAGUCCGCAUCCAUGUGACUCAGGUGUGGGAAACCUUUGGCACAUGAGACCUCAUUGUACAACAACUUCCAUCAUUGUUGGCCUUGGCCAUGAUUGCUAGGACUGAUGGGAGUUGUAGUUGUGCAACGUCUGUAGGGCCAAAGGUUAUCCACUCUCAUGUACAGCCUGCUAUAUGUGUUUCCCAAUAGGCAAAUAAAGAGGCAGACACAUAAACUAGGCCACUUUUAUAUAACCUUCAAUUAAAAUCAGCAGAAGGGGUUUGACUGUGAGGUGGGAACUGACUAUACUGGAUAACUAUAGCCUUUGGGAGACCCAGACUUGCCCAAGGAAUUAGGGAACAGCUCCCUAGCCUACUUGAUUUGAAUAUGGUUUCAGAGGAGGCCCCUACCUCCUUUUUAACCAGGCCUUUGGUUGAUCUUAUUGACAUCCAACACCAUUUUAGAAUGUGGCUUUGGGGGGGGGGGUUAUUGGGUUAUUGCUUUUGAUUUGAUCUUAUAUGUUGUGGUCUUGUUGUGAACCGCCCUGAGACCUCCGGGUAUAGGGCGGUGUAUAAGUUCAAUCAAUCAGUCAGUCAUUAAAAACAAUACCUUACCCUCUGAACUGUGGAGUCCAAAAAGUGAACCUCGGGGCCAACCGAUCACCUGAAAGGUAAUGAAAGGGUAUCACCAGGCUCAACCAAACUAUUUCUUUCCCCACACCUAAACUGCCAAAAGUGACAAAAUCAAGCAGAUUUACCUAUUUAAACAACACAGUAGUCCGACGUGCACCCUGUCAAGUGUGAAUGAAGCAGAUGGGGGGGGGGAAUCCUACAUAGUCUCCUAGUGACGACCCCAAAGCACACUGGGAAGCUGCUGCAAAACGGAGAGGCUGGAGGGAAGGCAGGCUGUUCCUUAUAUAGGGAUCAAGCCCUCCCUCCCUCCUUGGACCACCUUUGGAAUGUGCCAGUCAAUGCCAAGGGUUUUCCCACGCUGCCUCUCUUGCACGCCGCUGUCUCAGCAACAUCUGGGCUGCUUGGCGGAAUGUUCUUCAGAUGCUGCAACCGGUGAUUUAGAUUUUGAAUGAUUGAAAACACGUACUUUGUUAAACCAAAUGAACAAAUGCCCCCUUAGCUUUUAAAUGAGCAUUGGACACAGGCUCUUUAACAAAUAUAGCUCACAGCGAGCAGAGUGGAACCUACAGCAACAAGUAAUGGUGGUGGAGGAGGAAGCGUCAGGUAGUAGCUCCCAGUGUGGGAAUGGGUACAGGAAUAGGGUCCUUGGUGUGUUACAUUCAGGCUCCUGCUCUCAUCUGUGAAACAUUGCAGGGUGUGUGAAUGCCUUUGCUGAAUUUGCUUUCUUUUCCUUUCAUUUUCAGACCAAUUACCCAGUUUACCAGGAUAAUUAUGCACCCUCCUGAUAAACUCAAAAGUAUUGGCGAUCCUUCCAGUUUAGCACAGUGUACUAAUUUGAUGAGCACACUCGCUCUCUGUUCCUGAAUCCAAGUCAUUAAUAAAAAUGAUGAUCAAGCCCUGGCCUGGGAAUGAUUCCUUCGGGACCAUGCUUAACUUCGCUUAAUUAUUACUUGAUAAAUACUCAAUUGCACUUUAAGAAUAGCUUGUCAUCACGUUAUGUACAUACCUGAUGGUAGCUUCCUUUCCUGCCCCAACCACAAUCACUUAAUCAAAAUUUAUUUUUACUUACAGAGAUGCCCUUUAGAAAAAUUAGCAAGAAAAAUAGAGAGUCAACAGUAGGUAUUUUAGGAUGCAAUCCUGCACAAAAUUAGGCUCAUUGAAUCUAAUACAUGAAAUGCAUGAUUGUAUUUCAUGGAGGGGUGUCUGUAAUGUUUACUUUCAAUUCAUUAAAUUAGGAAAGGAAUUCAUGAAAUUCAAUUCCUGAAAUUAGGAAAUUCAUGAAAUUGGGAAAGGAGGUGUGUGGCGUCUGCCCUCCUAGGUGUGUGACAUCAUACUGGGUUCAUAGAGAAAGGAUUAACUAAUUGUAAAAUGACUAACCAAUGGGAACCCAGGGGGCAGAGUUAUCUGUGUAUAAGGUUUAAGCACAGAGGUUUUUUGGGGGGGGGAGUUGGAGUUAGAGUUAGGGUGGUUGAGAAGACAGUCUGGAGUUAGAAGAGACAGAUAAGAUAAGUCUGUGGGUUGGGCUAGUCUGGUGUGAGAGAGUGAGAGAAUUUGUUAAGAGGAGUCAGUCAAACAGUUGAGAUAAUCAGUCAGAAGGUAUCAGGAAGGUAUAGGCCGGUAAAGAAACUAAAGUUAAGGUACUGACAGGAAUAUUAUCGGAGAAACGAUAAACUGAGUCUGGACUCAGUGUUUUACCAGAGAGUAACUGGUUGGUGGCAGCGGGGAAGCGAGCACAGUGGUGGCACAGGGAUCAAUAGACCAUUAAACGUCCGUGGACCUUGUGUGACUGCCACAAGGUGUUAACUCUUUUAUCCUUGAUUACAAUAAAAAUCACACACGCACACCCCUCAUCUAAGUUGCUGUUGCUGAAGGAUUGAAGCCACAGGGAUUAACUGCAGGUCCAUAAGAGUUUUAGAUUUAUUUGAUCAAAUUGCUGAAUUAAACCAAAUUAGUUUAUCCACAAAAGUAAUGGGGACCACAUUGUAAUUUUUUAUGUUUAUCUAUUGCAUUUAUAUCCCACCUUUUCCUCCAAGGAGCUUAGGGUGGCAUACAUGGUUCUCCCCUUCCUCAUUUAAUCCCCACAACAACCCUGUGAGGUAGGUUAGGCCGCGAGGCAGUGACUGGUCCAAGGUCAUCCAGUGAAAUCCAUGGUCUAGUGGGGAUUUGAACCCUAGGCUCCCAGGUGCUAGUCCAACACUAACCACUACACCACAAGGGCAGGUUGCAUCUGGUUCAACAAUCUUGUAAUUGUUUACAGCAUAUUCCUCAGUGUCUUCACACAUUUCCCAGACACACAUGGUUCCACUUCCCAGAAUUUCAAUCUCUGGUUUUAAAUCUUGGUUUCUCUCUUUUCAAAGGAAAAUAAAAGUAAUAAGGGAUGCAGCCCAGCCAAAAGCACCAGAUUAUUUUAAGGUGCAAUAAAUUAAACGGGAAUAAAAAAAAAUAGGUUUGUGCCACUUACUGGAAAUGUAUGGAAUUUUGCAACUGGUGUUAUUAAUGACUAAUUUCGGCCAGUUCUGCUUGUGGUUCUUGUGGCUAUCAUUGCUGGGAGGUGAUGUUGGAUUUCAAAAGGUGUUGAAAAAGUCUGAAAUUGUGUAACUCUCCUUCUCAGACAUGGACUGAAACUAUUGAGUUUCAGAGGCCACAGGCACGUGCAGUUCUACAUGCGUAUAUCUUCCUAACAUGCAAAAAUAUGAUAAACAUUGACAUUGUUGUAUAAACACUGACAAAUCCAGAUGAAUUUUUGGCUGGCUGACAAUAGAUACGUCUUUCCUGAUACAUAUAUUUGUGAUGUAAAUUUAAAUACGAUAUUGUAACAUUUCAACACUUGUUGUAACAUCCAGUGCUUUUUUCUGGAAAAAAAUGAUCAUUUUCCUACUCAUAUUGAAAUACUGCCCUCAAUGAGGCCAAACUUAGAUUCACAAAAUGUUUAAGGGUAUGCGUACCCUAGCGUACCCCCCAGAAAAAAAGCACUGGUAACAUCUAUUUUCCUACUCCAUGUUCGUUUGGAAUACAUUGAGGUUCUACCAUCCUAAGCCUACACAGAGACAUAGAAGCAUAGUCUGACUCAGUGUAGGAAGCUGCAGUGAAAGUUGGUCCAUUAGAGCAAAAGAGACAUAAGUCUGCCCAUAGCCAGACGCUGCCUGCCUGCCUUUUUGCUUGCAACCUGAUCAAGCGAUGGCCCAGAGAGGAGGAUGGGGACAAAACUAGAAUUACCUUAUUUUUCUGUCUAUAAGACACCCCCAUGUAUAAGGUUUUCUCCGUAGUGAUGUAUGGAAGUGAGAGCUGGACCAUAAAGAAAGCUGACUGCCGAAGAAUUGAUGCUUUUGAAUUAUGGUGCUGGAGGAGACUCUUGAGAGUCCCAUGGACUGCAAGAAGAUCAAACCUAUCCAUUCUUAAGGAAAUCAGCCCUGGAAGGACAAGAUCAUGAAGCUGAGGCUCCAAUACUUUGGCCACCUCAUGAGAAGAGAAGACUCCCUGGAAAAGACUCUGAUGUUGGGAAAGAUGGAGGGCACAAGGAGAAGGGGACGACAGAGGACUAGAUGGUUGGACAGUGUUCUCGAAGCUACCAGCAUGAGUUUGACCAAAUUGCGGGAGGCAGUGGAAGACAGGAGUGCCUGGCGUGCUCUGGUCCAUGGGGUCACAAAGAGUCAGGCACGGCUAAAUGACUAAACAACAACAACAAUAUGUAUAAGAUGCCCCCUAUUUUUGGAGAUUCUGAUUUAAGAAAAUGGGGGGAGAUGGCCCCCGUGUAUAAGAUGCCCCCAAAUUUUGGACAUUAUUUUUUAGGGAGAAAACCUAGUCUUAUACAAGGAAAAAUACACUACUUGGCUCUGGGUCCACCUACAGUUGGUCCCCCUGACUUCCGCCCUUCCAGCUGUGAUAAGCACAUUUAAAACAGGACUAAAUCCCUAGCAAGUGGACACACAUGGUCAGCAGUGGAGGAAGCCACUCGGGCACCUGGGGCAGGGCAAGCCACCCAUAGCGGCAGGGCAAGGGUGGGGUGAGCCGCCCAUAGGGGUGGGGCGCACCGCGGGACCUCUGGAGUCUGCCUGCCUCCUCCCACUCAGCCGCCCUACAGCUGGGUGGGAGGCAGCGGGCGGACCAUUUGUGCAACACGAAGCCUGGCUCAGGCGCGUGGCUCGGGCGCACUGCAGGCCCCACGGUGACUGCCGCCUGGCAUUUUGUCACCCCCCCCAGUGGUGACACCCGAGGCAGACCGCACCCACUGUACCCCCCUUCCUCUGCCCCUGCACAUGGUGAAGGUCCAUUUAUCCAGCUGGGAAAGCCUGUUGGAACAAAAAUGUCUUAAAUUGUUUCCAGAAAGGGCAAGUAGCGAGUGCCUGUCUGAUCUUAACAGGAAGGCUAUUCCACAGAACAAGGGCAGCCACACUAAAAGCCCUUCCUCCAAGUUACUACUGGAGUGUGUGUAGUAUUUAUAUGCUAUGUUGAUGGUUUUCAACAUAGAACGCCCUCCCAUCAGAUGUCAAGGAGAUAAACAACUAUCUGACAUCUAGAAGACAUCUGAAGGCAGCCCUGUUUAGGGAAGUUUUUAAUGACUGAUGUUUUAAUGUACUUUUAAUCUUUUGUUAGAAGCUACCCAGAGUUGUUGGGGAAACCCAGCCAGAUGGGUGGGGUAUAAAUAUUUAUUAUUAUUAUUAUUAUUAUUAUUAUUAUUAUUAUUAUUAUUUCUUCACACUUUUGUGAAGAAGGCAUGGUUAUGAAAUGCAUUAACUAAAUGAAAUCGAUGGCUCUCUCCUGCCUCUGCUUACAGAUAACUAUAAUUUUGUUUGCUUGCUUGCUUCUAUUAGUGUAGUACAGAUGAUAGGAUAUAGGGAUUUUUGUUUCAUUGUGGACAGCUGAACUAGAUAAAUGUGGAAGAUCAUUUGAGUUGGCAGUGCUGUGUGCUGCUACACACACACAAGGAAGAAUUUGGUAAGAAAGGGACAUUUUCUUGUCACGUAAUGAUACGUACAGUAAGUGUCCAACGGAGCAGAGAAAAAAAUGAUGGUGACAAAUAGAAAACUACCUAGUUCUGUGUAGCUUAUUUGCUACUUUUAAGCCAUAAAAUGGAAGUCUUUAAACAAAGCUUCUGGCACUUGUCUUGAAAAGGGAAUGUGUUAUUAGGCUUCCUUGAUAAAGAGAUCCCACAAUUUGGCAAGGCAAAUAACUCUUCAUUAACUCUGUUACACCGGCAGCUCUCCCUCACAUCUUCCUUUUGAUCAAUGAACCAGGAACUUCCCUGAGAGAUAGAUCACUGGAUUCAAUUUAGGAAGCUUGUCAGUAGCAUAACUCAGUGAUUUGCUUUCAGCAAAGAGCUGGGGCAUACACACAAGUGACCUGUUUUCCCUCACUAUCACUUUUGUGAGUUCACAACUAUAUGGAGAACUGUUCCUGCUAGUGUGACCUCAGUUUGACCUCCUGACCCCUAGCUUAGCCUAACAUAUUUUUGCACAUGGUUAUUUAUCAGCCCAGCAUCAGCCCCUGACAUCCUUGAGGUGCACUUGCUGGGUUCACAGGUGUCUGGUCUGGUCCUGAGCCCACCCCUCUGUUUGGAUUUACCUAGUUACAGUGGCAAGUGGCUAUGAGUGAUCUGCCAUUUUAAGCUUGUCACACUAUGGUCUCUUUAGGAUACGUUUUCCUCUUAAAAAUGAGCAUAGGAGGCAGUUUGGUACCAUCUGCACAACAUGAAAGGACAGCAGUAGAGUAGGUCUUUUCAUGACCACUUGUUUUGAUUGCCACUCUUUUGAUCCCUUUCAUAUCAACAGUUCUGUUGGAAGGCACAUCAAAAUUGAGAGGCACCUCGUCCAUGUUUGCAAUCUGACUUGGUUUUUUGGAGUUUUAUGACAUAGAAGUGAAAUGCUUGAAUUUUAUCCUCAUAAGCAUUUUCUGCACUAACUUGGUUCGUGUUCCCAUAGCCAAGCCUUCUCUCCUCAUGAAGUUGUAGCACCAUUUUGCCUUUCCUAUGAAGUCAGCAAUGUUCAUUUCCUUUGCAAACCUUUUUGCCUCAUAUUGUAUCAUCUUGGUUGACACACUUAUCCCACUUUGACAUUGCUCCAUAAUCCUUGUCUUAAGCCUCUGCUCCAAGUUUGGCCAUUUUGCUGGUUUUUCUCUUAAGGCCCUUUUCUGUUUUGGCAUUUUGAGGAGACGUUCUUCCUGUUUUCUCCACUUUCUGAUCAUGCACUCAGUGGGGGGACUUUAUUUCCAUGGGUUUUUUGCGUAAUUGAUGACUUUUAACUUGAAUUUUGAAGAAUAUGUCAAUCUUUUUUAUUUUCUGACAUUUUUAUGGGCUAGUGCUAAAAAAACUGUUAAUGCAGUACAGUGGUACCUCGGGUUACAUACGCUUCAGGUUACAUACGCUUCAGGUUACAGACUCCGCUAACCCAGAAAUAGUACCUCAGGUUAAGAACUUUGCUUCAGGAUGAGAACAGAAAUCGUGGUGGCGCAGCGGCAGCAGGAGGCCCCAUUAGCUAAAGUGGUGCUUCAGGUUAAGAACAGUUUCAGGUUAAGAACGGACCUCCAGCACAAAUUAAGUACUUAACCAGAGGUACCACUGUACUCUGAAGUUACGGUAAUGGCUCCACAGUGCAUGCUGGGAGACAACAGCAGGUGGUGUGAGUACAUGCUGGGACAUCACAGAUUAUUCCCUCUGAUCCCCAUUUCAGCCCCCAUAAACAUCAGAAAGCCAGACCUUUCUCAUUACAAACAUUACAACCUAGAGCAUGGAUUUAAACUUGAUUUGAUGAUUCCAGAAUUCCUGUCCUAAAAUCCACUCUUCCUUUUUGCUACUCUUUUUUUUCUAUUAUUUUUAUCACUUUUAGAUAUGUUUUAUUUUGUAUUAUAUAUGAAGUUUAUUUGACAUUUAUUUGACAUUGUGGGACAUUGAGGCAAGCUGUGUAAAGAAUAGCAAUUCUAUCAACUAAUACUAACCCAUUUUAGAAAAUACAUCCUUAUAAUCAUGCCUGAGGAUAGUGGAAAUGAUCCAAUCUAGGAGAGUGUAAACAACCCCUAGGAAAAAACAUUUCCUUAAGCAUGCUUAGCAUUCCCAGGAGUCCUGCGGGGAUGACACACACAACAUAUACUAUAGUUUCCUUACCCUUAUUAAAUCAAAUUAUACAAAUGCAGCUUUGAUUGUCUUUCCUUUGAUCAUACAAUAAGAGGCAUCACUAUGUGCCUGGAAGCAGCAAAUGCUGAGGAAUGAUUGUGAUUGGAAUCUCUUGAAACUGGAACGAAAGGUUUACCCGAUGAUUUAUUAUCAUGAAAAUUAGUCUAUGGAACCACAAAGAAAUAAUUCCUUCUGUGUCUGAUGUCACAUAAGCUUAGUUCUUUGCUAACUUUUCAAGAAAUUAUAGACUUCCAUGUUACAAUGUACAUUCAUUCACAGUCCGUCUUUCUCAGCAUCACUUUCAACCGCACUAAUAAUUUAUCCUCACGGGAUAGGUCAAGAAUCCCUCCUUAUCUUUCAAAAGCUAAUUUUAGUGAACCAGAGAGAGAGAGAGAGAAAGGGAAGGAAGGAAGGAAGGAAGGAAGGAAGGAAGGAAGGAAGGAAGGAAGGUUGAUGGUACACAAUUUUAGUUGAUGGGAUUAUUGCACAGAUAAUGCAGAAAUAUGAAUGGAGGGUUCUACUACAGUCGUACCUUGAAAGCUGAACGGAAUCCAUUCCGGAAGUCCAUUGAACUUCUAAAACAUUUGGAAACCAAGGCACAGCUUCCGAUUGGCUGCAGGACACCGGAUGUACAGUUUACAAAGAACGUUCGCAAACCGGAACACUCACUUCCAGGUUUGCGGCAUUCGGGAGCCAAAACGUGCGAGUGCCAAGGCGUUCAGCUUCCAAGGUACGACUGUACUUGUAAGAUCAUUGGAGAGACAUUGCUUUUCUCAAAGCUGAGUAACUUUAACUUGACAUACACAAACAGAAGAUGUAUCGUUCAUACAUUUCAUCAUCUGAAAGAAGAAAUCUUUAAAUGCUCUCCCUUAUUAAUGUCUGGCCCCAAUUCAAGAUGCUAGUGCUGAUCUUUAGAAAGCUAAUACCAAAGGGCAAAUAUUAUUAGUAGCAUUAGAAAAAUUUUUGCCUGUCAUGUAAAACUAGAUAAAGUUGGUGUCAGGUGUACCUCCCUAGGGAAUAGCCAACAUGCCUUCUAAGGAGGUCCUUGUUAAUCUGGCCCGGCUGGGCUCAAGGAAACACUGGAAUCAGUUGCAAUCUUAAGUCUGUGGUCCUUGUCUGUGGUUCAGUGUUGUCCAAAAAUUCGAGGUACAAAUCUGAAAGCAGACAUUGCACCCACAGCUUCAAAAAGCAAAUCUGAUUGCUGUGGUAAUGUAAUAAUGAUUUAGGAACCUUAAAAAGAAUACUAUGGAAAAGAAAAAAUCUAAAAUUAUGUCACUGGUAUAUUCAUCUCCAUAUAGAGCUACAAAUGUUCUAGUUUUGUGGUUUUAAAUUUUCCCAUUUCAUUGCAUAGGAUUCUGGGAUAUAUUCUAGUGUCCCCAGACCAGUGGCCAGCCCUGUUAUUACUGAUAAGUGUGUGUGCCUUUGCACACAUUUAUUUGAACAUGUAUUUUACACGUGUACUCACAAAAUGGCUAAUUUGGGCGAAUUAGCAAUACUUAUCUAGGGAUCUUUAGUGGAGAAAAUUGGAUGCUACAGACAUGAUGGCAUUAACUGGGAUUGGCUUGUUUACUUUGCGGCUUUUAGCGGUAAUCAGUAAAACCCAAUAAAAGCAAUAACCGCUCUUGCUGUUGCAAUUGCAAUGUUUGUUUACAAAUGAAUAAUGGUAUUUAGGGGUAAGAUCAUGCCAAGGUAAAAUGAUUUAGAAGCAAUGACAACUGUUUUUGUGGCUCAAAAUACCGUAUGGAGCAUAUAAUUUAUUACUACUGCAGAAACAAAAGGGGAAGGACUAGAAGUGAAGCAUUUCUGAACAUGGAAUUAAGAGACUCAGCUUUGCUAUGGCGAGAGCAGGGGAACCAGGAUGAGAAAAUGUUACAUGCAAUAGUUCUUUCCGUCUCAUGAGAGCCAGAGUUGGCUGAGAUAAUGGAGAUGCAAAAGUUAGAGAGAAACUGUAGACUGGACUGGACUCUGUAGUCCAUAGUCCACAGACUGGACUCUGUAGUCCAUAUAUUAGCCUACCUUUACGUAAAAGGAAUAGGAAGAAUACUUUGGAUCAUGGUUUCACAAUGGUUUGCUAUAGCAGCAGGGUGAGAGCCACAACUAGUCUUGGAUGCUUCAGCAGGAGUUUAGGUAUUUAAAAUAGUGUUUCCACCUGUUGGAACAGUGGCAGAAUCCUAGCUUUCACUGGGGAGGCCAGUCACCCAACUCCAAAUCGAUUCACCACCACCAUUGCUUCCCUUGGUUCUUGCGAACCCACCAAACCUUGGUUCUGAAAUAAAAAAAAAUCCCUUUUAGGAGCUGUGACGGUUCCCAAAGUAAAAUAACAUGGCAUCCAGGGAAUCGGUUAGAUAAUUGCAACCUGCUUGUGCCUGACCUAUCCUGAAAUCAAAGCAGGCUACUAGCACAGCCUGUACCAUAACGGCACAUUCAUUGCUCAGAGCAAAGCCAAAUCGCACAUAUUCUCGAGGCAUGUACAGAGUUCCAGCUGAACUCAUUGACACUAUUUCCCCUUUGACAGCAAUAUGUGACUGAGUGUGCACAGUGAACUAGCACACACUCAAAACCUCUCCAUAGCUGUGUAAUAAAGGGGCAGAUCAGCUGUGGUGAGCAAGCUAUAUUCAGGGAAGCUCAGCUUGCCAUUAAAGAAACUUUUAAGGAUAUACUUUCAAAGAACCCCAGUUUCCUAGAAAGCAAUCUGAAAACCACCAGGGCUCUAAUAGAUAUCAAAUUUUAUGGUCUAUAAUUCAGGAAAUGGUGCUGGACCUUCCACUUUGGACUGAGCACAUUGUCUAUGCCAAAAUUCUGGUUUUAAAUACAGUACUCUCUUCACAUACUGUAUUACAAAAGAAGGCAUAGAAUGGCAAUGCAGUACGUUAUGCAGUCCAUAACUCUUAUAAAAUGGAUUGCUCCCCGUAGUUUUCUAAAGCCUGUAGUCAUGCUACUCACUGAAUUUCAUUGCUGCAAGUCUAAUAUAGAAAAAUUUGGUGGGAAAGCUAUUAAUAAUCAAGUUUGUAUAUUAAUAGUGGUCCACUGGGAUUUGGCUGCUGUGUUGAAAGUUUUCUGGUACUUAGGGAACCCAAGUCCCUAGAAUACCUAAAGAAGCCUUGAAGUGGGGUGGGAUAUAAUUUUCAGUGUUUUUUGCUGUCCUAAAAGCCACUCGUGUAAGUGGUAUAUUCUUGCUUACUUACUUUAUCAAUCAUAACUGUUCUGAAAUGGUAAAAGGAGCACCUACAGCAUAGUCUUGUGCACAUUUAACAAAAAAAUAAUAAUGAACCUGGCUGUGUUUGAUGGGUCUCACAGCAAAAUAUUGGUAGCAUUGCAUGAGUUAGGAGCUAGUAAGAGACUGGCUGCUUAAGAUGAAAUUCCACUUCUGAUAGCUUUCCUUAGUGCUAGUUAGCACAACUUUCUCUUUUGCUUCAAUACAGAUUGAAUGUUUUGUUUUGGGCAUAUUGUGGUUGAUGAUGAUGAUGUGUACAAUCAGCCAUCUCAAGGCACUCCACACAUAAGAUGAUUAAAAAGCAGUUAAAUACAAAAAUAUCAGAUACAUUUAAAACAACAACAACAACAACAAUAAUAAUUUAUACCCUGCCCAUCUGGCUGGGUCCCCCCAGCCACUCUGGGCAGCUUCCAACAAAACACUAAAAUACAAUAACCUAUUAAACAUUAAAAGCUUCCCUAAACAGGGCUGCCUUUAGAUGUCUUCUAAAAGUUUGGUAGUUAUUUUUCUCUUUGAAAAAAAAUCUGGUGGGAGGGUGUUCCACAGGGCGGGCGCCACUACCGAGAAGGCCCUCUGCCUGGUUCCCUGUAACCUCACUUCUCGCAAGGAGGGAACCGCCAGAAGGCCCUUGGCGCUGGACCUCAGUGUCCGGGCAGAACGAUGGAGGUGGAGACGCUCCUUAAGGUAUACUGGACCGAGGCCAUUUAGGGCUUUAAAGGUCAGCACCAACACUUUGAAUUGUGCUCGGAAACGUACUGGGAGCCAGUGUAGGUCUUUCAAGACAGGUGUUAUAUGGUCUCAGCGGCCGCUCCCAGUCACCAGUCUAGCUGCCACAUUCUGGAUUAAUUGUAGUUUCCGGGUCACCUUCAAAGGUAGCCCCACAUAGAGCGCAUUGCAGUAGUCCAAGCGAGAGAUAACCAGAGUGUGCACCACUCUGGCGAGACAGUCCGCAGGCAGGUAGGGACUCAGCCUGCGUACCAGAUGGAGCUGAUAAACAGCUGCCCUGGACACAAAAUUGACCUGUGCCUCCAUGGACAGCUGUGAGUCCAAAAUGACUCCCAGGCUGCGCACCUGGUCCUUCAGGGGCACAGUUACCCCAUUCAGGACCAGGGAGUCUUCCACACCUGCGCGCCUCCUGUCCCCCAAAAACAGUACUUCUGUCUUGUCAGGAUUCAACCUUAAUCUGUUAGCUGCCAUCCAUCCUCCAACCGCCUCCAGACACUCACACAGGACCUUCACCGCCUUCACUGGUUCUGAUUUGAAAGAGAGGUAGAGCUGGGUAUCAUCCGUAUACUGAUGAACACCCAGCCCAAACCCCCUGAUGAUCUCUCCCAGCGGCUGCAUGUAGAUGUUGAAAAGCAUGGGGGAGAGGACAGAACCCUGAGGCACCCCACCAGUGAGAGCCCAGGGGUCUGAACACUCAUCCCCCCCCACCACUUUCUGAACACGGCCCAGGAGGAAGGAGCGGAACCACUGUAUAACAGUGCCCCCAGCUCCCAGCCCCUCUAGACGGUCCAGAAGGAUGUUAUGGUCGAUGGUAUCAAAAGCCGCUGAGAGAUCCAGCAGAACUAGGAAACAACAAGACGAAAGCCCUAAUAAAGUAUACACUUUCAGCAAAGACCCGUAUACCCAGCUGGGAAAGCCUGUCAGAAAGUGCAGACAGUGGGUGCCUGUCAUAUCUUGAUAGGAAUGCUAUUCCACAGAACAGGAGCAGUAUAGUGGGAAUUGAUGAGCACUCACAUGAAUAAGUUUGCCACACUCUCACUGCAUGUGGAUGCAGAAGGUUACGCAGACACUGAAGACCACCAUAAUAAGUAUGUCCAGCAACCUAUUCACUCCAGCAGACACAGAAUAAAUCGAAAAUGGAUGACCAAAACCAGAUCCCUUCUCUCCCUGCCCAGGGAGAAAGGCUUAUAAUGUUCAUUUGAUUUCAGUCUUCACUAAUACAUUUUCCAUGAUCCAAUAAGGAAGAAAAUUGCAAUUCUCUAACUGUAAGACUUCUGCAGCAAGAAGCACGGCUGCAGCAGGAACUAAAAUUGUCCCCAGACCUCCAGUUUAUCUGGUGUAUUCCUGAGUACAGCCUUUAGCUUUUAAAGAAUGCUCAAAUGUGGUUCAUGUUCCUGUGCGUUUGCUCUGUAUUCAGAUAUUUAGAUUAUAUUAUUAUUAUUUAUCAAUAAAAAUUCAUCAGAUUGCAACACAAAGAAAAAACUUGUAUUACCCUGAAACACCUUGUUCUGAAGUGAAACAAAUUAUGGAGACAAGUUUUGAAAGAAAUUGCUGUCCACUUGCCUUCCUUCGCUUUGGAUAGAACUUAAGCUUACUGCAAACAAGUGGCUGCAUCUCUGGUCCUCUACCUCCUCCUCCUCCCUCCACUGUGACUUCCACUACUACAAAAUAUGUAAUGUAACAUCACCAUACUACAUGCUUCCUGAAUUUCACUCCACUCCACUGGCUGUUGCUUGUUGUGGAGGCAGAGAAGCACACAGUGAAAUCACUUUACCUUUUUUGUGAUUUACCAAAGGAGAGAGGAAGAAGAGGCAUGGGCUGCUCUUUUGGGGAGCAGUCAUACUUUGAAAUGGGGGACAAAUUUGCUUCAGUUCAUAUUUAGGAACAAAGCGAUCUAAUUUGCACUAUUUCUGAAACAAUCCGCAAAUCAAAACACAGACAACCUCUGAAUUUUUUCCAGUGCAGUUCACCAGGUAUGUGCAAAAAUGUAUACGCUAGGGCAAAUACGUGCCUAAAAUGCAUGUAUUUGUUGAUGAAAAUUGUAUAGGAACAGCUUUUCAAAAAUACGUACACUAGGCAAACUGCAUGCAGAAAUGUGUACAUCACGAGAACUUAAGAAGGGCUUGCUGGAUUGGGGCAGUUACCCUUCUAGUCUGUCAAUCUGUUCUCACAGUGGGUAACCAGAUGCCUCUGGGAAGUGCACAAGCAGGGCUUGUGGGCAAGAGUGCUCUGUCCACCUGUGAUUGCCAGCAGCUGGUGCUCAGAGCCAUGCUGCUUCCAGCAGUGGAGACAGAGCAUAGCCAUUGUGGCUAGCGAUUAGCACUUAAAUGCUGGCAAUGGCUUUCUAAAAAUAAAUCGCAAACUGAUGGGGAAUAUCAGAACUGAACUUAAGCUUCGGAAAAUGAAACAUGAGAGAAACCUCAAUUAAUUCUCUGUUAUCCAUAUGACAUUCUUCUCCAAAUCAUUGCCUUCCCACACUCUCUCCUCCUCCCUCGGUCUGGAUUUUCUCUCAGUCGUCUCCUUUUCAGUGCAUCCCUCGUAUGAGAGAAUCCAGACUGCGGGAGGGGAAAGUGUGAGGAGGCAGCUAUUUGGAGAACAUCAUAUGGAUGAUGGAGAAUUAAUGGGGGUGUAGGAAGCUUGCUGUUCACAUUAAACAACAGUAUGGGUGAGUCCGUAGUAAAAUUUAUGUUUGCGGUGUUGCAAGUUUUCCACUUGACAAGCCUUUCUCUUCUGACGAUUAUCAACUGACGUUUUUGCAGCUGCAAAUAAAGUUGUAACAGGCUGAACUAAAAUGGAACUUGCUCCUGCUCUAAUGCUAAACACAUUUGUGUAGAAAUAAGCAAGAUUUUGUUGUUAAAAAAAAAAAGAUAAUAUGUUUUAAACGUUAAGUAAUAUAUUGAGUGUCUACAGCCAUGUAUGUGCCUAGCUGGCUGUCUCCCUAAGUAUGAAAUGUUGCUGUUUUUAUAAAAGGAAGGAAGGAAGGAUACUUCAGCAACCAGUGUCAGCCCCAUUAGCUCCUGGCAUGCUCAUACUGGCCCAGUUGCUGACACUGGUCCUAUUUGCUGCUGUCCCCAUCUUCUUCCAUUCUCUUGAAAUUUGGGGUGGUGGAGAUUUGGGGUUUUGGAUUUCAACCAUGAGGUCUAGCCUUAGCUGCAUCACUGGGCUGUGUUGUUGAUGCAACUGGGCUGAUAACUCAAUUAAGCCAUGCAUGGAUGGCUAGUUAGAGAAGAAUGUGACUGAAGAUGCUCACUUGGAUAGGAUGCCCAUUGGAAUGCACAUCACAUUGAAAGUGACAUGGUGGAGGAGGAAGAUAGCUGCAUAUUGGUGCACAUCUAGAAAUGCAAUGUGAUAUAAAAAGUAAAGGUAAAGGGACCCCUGACCAUUAGGUCCAGUCGUGGCUGACUCUGGGGUUGCGGUGCUCAUCUCGCUUUAUUGGCCGAGGGAGCCAGUGUACAGCUUCCAUGUCAUGUGGCCAGCAUGACUAAGCCACUUCUGGCGAACCAGAGCAGCGCAUGGAAACACCGUUUACCUUCCUGCCGGAGUGGUACCUAUUUAUCUACUUGCACUUUGACGUGCUUUCGAACUGCUAGGUUGGCAGGAGCAGGGACCGAGCAACGGGAGCUCACCCCAUCGCGGGGAUUCGAACUGCCAACCUUCUGAUCGGCAAGUCCUAGGCUCUGUGGUUUAACCCACAUCACCACCCACAUCCCCCGCAAUGCAAUGUAGUUGUUUGCUAUUUGCAGUGCACGACUUUCAGUGACCUGUUCAGGUGCUCUCUAACUAGUUAUACAUAAAGUACAUAGGCUUGAAAUAGAUUGCGGCAAAGGUCUGAAAAUACUGCAGGACAUGAAAUCAGCAAGGCAAGGCAAAGAAUGGUUGCUUGGGCAAAGAGAAUAUGUUCCCUUCUCAUCUACUGCCUCACUGAGAACGAAGGCAAUGGGAGGACUUUGCCCUUUUGUGAUAUUGCCACAAAGCCCAAUCUGAUUGGUUAUAUGGCACUGUGAGGUCAUCAUGCUCACUACAUGUCUGAUUGGCUUGGAUCAUGCACUGAAAUAGAGAUCAUCCCUAAAAAUGGCCAUGAAACUGUGAAUGUGGGCAGUGGGAGGGGAGGGAGAUUGCAAAAAGCCGCUAUGGUGUAUGAGGCUUCCUUCCCCUUAGAAGUCCGCUUCUCAAGACAGAAUAUCAAACCUCGUGAAAAUUUAGCACAGCACUAUUUUAACUGUUAAAUUAGUCAGUGAAAUGUGAACCAAUUCUAAAAUGUCAGAUUCACCUGAACUUGGAGAGAGAAAUUAUAUUUCUGAAAUCCAAACUUAAAUUGCCCCAGCCUUCCCUAUAAAAAUGUAGCAAGUUAAAUAGGAGUGAAACUGUGAGAACACAAGUCCUCUAAUAAAUGUAAGACUUUUUAUUUGAAUUAUAAAAAGGACGCCAUAGACCCGCUGUGUUUGUUCUAUUAAGAUUUAGUGUUCUAAAAUACAGGACAUGCAGCGUUUUCUAUGUAGCUGUGAUGUCCUGGAACAACAGAAAAUACUUUAGAAGAAUGCAAAAUCCAUUAGAAGCAGGAACAUUUGGCAACCUGUAGUCUGGGAGUAAUCUAGCUAGCUGUUACUCUGUCUUGAUCGGAGCUAUCACUCACUUGUAGUUCAGCUACCUCCCUGAAGGCUUAAAGGGUAGCUUUGAAACAUAGUUUCUUCUUAUUCCAGUAUUCUUGAUAGGCAGCAAUAGUAAGAUACCAGCUUAAACUGGAAAACUGCCUAGGUUAGGCUAUUCAUCCAUUUAUGUAUUGCCCAUACCUAUUGGCAGUGGUUAUCUCCAGGAAGCCAGGCAGAGAACUUUCCCAUGACCUCUAGUGGAGAAACUAGAGACUGAAACUGGGGCAUUCAGCAUGUGCUGGGUCACCAAGCUAUGGUAGGGUUGCCAUACAUCCAGAAUUUCCUGGACAUAUCCAGAAUACUGCAGUCGGAAGCAGCGUCUGGGCAGAAAUCACUAAAAUGUCCAGGGAAAUCCAGCCAUAUAGCAACCCUAAGCUAUGGUUCCUUUGCAAUUACAGUCAAAGCUUGGUUGUCAAACGUAAUCUGUUCCGGAAACCCAUUUGGCUUCCGAAAUGUUUGACAACUGAGGUUGCAGGAGCUUCCUGUACUCAAGCAGAAGCCGUGUCGGGCAUUCAGCUUCUGAAAAACAUUGGAUAAGAGGAGUGCUCAACAUCAACCCUGCUGUGUGUGAAUCCCUUGCAAACAACCACAGUGCUUGGAGACAGGCAGUUAGGUUGUGUAUCUAUAGCAGUGACCAGAGUAGGAAUGGCUGAUGGGAGGAGCACAGAUAGAAGAAAUGCCAUGGUGCAUCUGCAGCAGCACAACUGGAUGCCUUCAUCUGCCCCGGCUGCAAUAAAACAUGUCUCUUCUAUAUCAGUCUCUAUAGCUACAGCAAGCGCUGCAACCUUCCAACAGUUUGACUUCACCUCCAUAGGCGCAGUCCUCCAUUAUCUCCCAAGAUAGAUGGAUGCCAACAAAGGGGGAAUGCUCAGCCUCUAAAAAAUAGGUGGGAAAUCUUCAGCCUUCCAGAUGUUGUUGGACUCCAACUCCCAGCAAUUCCAGUCAGCAUGGCCAAUGGGAAUUGUAGUACAGCAACAUCUAGAGGGCAAGAGGUUCCUAACUCCUACUCUACUGAUCUUCCAAAAAGUUGAAGAGACUUGUGAACUGACAAUAUACAUUGCUGCAUUUUCUAUAGAAAGCUGUAGAAACUAACUUCUCCAUUCCAGUUUUGGGAACCUGUAUUCUGUUCAGCUAUAAGUAUUUCAGACAUGCUGACCUAGCACUGAAUCUGAUUUAUAGGAGAAUCUGCGAGAUAAUUGACACUCUUGUCAUAGUUUGUUCAGCAGUCUAUGAAGACAACAUUCUAAACAGCCUCAUCUACUGAUCUUGAGGGUCCUAUUUGUCAAAAUUAAGUGGAUACGCUGACUUCCCCUGCCUUCUUAAUAGCUUCCUGUAUAAUAGCUCAGCUAAGGGAUUGCAAAUUUGUGCUAAUACUCAGGGUAAGAUUAGAGAGCUGGGAAUUGCACAGAUCUGACAAGCCACAAUAUUUAUGUGCUGUAAUUUCAAUGUGCCCACAGGAUUUAAAGGACGAAGGUUUGAGUUUGAAUAACCCAUUCUUAAUAUACAUCUUUGGAGUAUGAGAUUAGUCAGUAGUGGUGCAAUAAACAGAAAUAGGCUAGAGUUAGUCAUGGAAUUAGAUCACUGGAAAGCAGCUUUGGAGUUUCUUCAUCUCCUUAAACAUCACUAAAGCAAGAGAUACUACGUAUUUUUGAGGUGUGUAUAAAGAAAGGAAGAGGAAAGGCAUCCGUUGUCCCCAAGAGGUUUCUGAACACUUUUAUCGGAACAACUUGAGGGAUACUGAAUUUGACUACAACAGCAGGUUGUCACUGCAUCUUAAUAUGGAAACCAUGAAACUGAACGUUUGCAAUGCUAAGCCCUGUUGAAUUAAAAUUAAAAAGCCUUCACCUAGUCCAGAAAGAGCAUAUUGCACAGUGUCAGAUGAGCCUUCCUGGGAAGGGCAUUUCGCAUAUGGGGUAACACAACUGAGAAGGCCUCUGGUCAUCAUCUAAUUUUGGAAUGUGACAGAACUCAGAGGAGCCUCAAAUAAUCAAUGUAAUGUCUGCUGAGCAGGUGCAAAGAAAAGUUGAAGCUUGGUUUUGCCUCUCCUGGUAGCUGUCAGUGCAUUAGGUCCAAAGACGUCUCUUAAUAAGAUUUCACUUGUGACUUUUUUUUAGUAGAUACAGUAAGUAUGGAAUAAACCCAGUCACAUGGGUGGGGUAUAAGUAAUAAUAGUAAUAGUAAUAAUAAUAAUAAUAAUAAUAAUAAUAAUCCCAUUAACAUGUGCUGUGUAUGUGCCUGACUCUCUGCACCAAUGAGAAGGAGAAGAAUCCCUUUUAGGUUUUCUUCAAUACAAACUGGAAAAUUUGCGGAUUCUUUGUAACUAAGUAUCACGCCCCAAUCUAGGGCAUUUAACAGAUUAAGCAGCGACUUUCUGUUUCUUUACAUUUCUUAUCUUUUUCUCCCCAAAUGUAUCUCUAGAAGAUCAUGGUUUUAUAUGCUGGUUAGUAAACCAAAAUUAAGCCAAAUUUUCCCAGUUCAGAUGUAAUAGGAAAUGAUGAAUUCAUUAAACAAACCAAGAUAAAAGCAGCAAAGCUGGCACACAAGGGGAGGAUUAAGGAGAAAUCCCAUGAUUAUUCUUGACUUUGUCAUGGCCUGUUGGUUUUCUUUGUAGUAGAUGGUUGCAAUGGAACCUCUUUCUUACCUGGCUAAAGGAAAAGACUGAGCAGUGCCAGCUACAGCCACUUAUUCAUUUGCAUGAAAUCUGGGUAUCCUGCUCAGAUUCGUUAGUGUUCAAAGUCAGCACACAACAAUUUAACUGCGACAAGCAUGUGAAUUACCCAGAGCAGUCUCUGUGAUGAGCAUACCUUGUUUUGAUACUCCCUACCCCCGAAAGCUUUGAACUUAAAGAUGAUAGAGAUAUAUGCCUUGAAUAAUCACAACAAAUUUUGUAGUCCUUCACAUUCAUUAGCUUCAAAGGAAUACAAAAUCACAGGAGUCUGUUUUAUUUGCAGCAUACACUUCAAAAUUCAAAUUGAUUUACAAGUUUAAAAAAAAAGUAGCAGCAAGAAAAAGGGAAAAUAGUUAAAACUUGUAAGCGUUUCAUGUAGAGAGCUGGAAGUGAAAAUAUGCUACAGAGUAAUCUGUGAUCUCUCAUUCUCACCUUUCCAAUCAUGAAAGAGUGUCAAGAUUUUCAACAGAUACAUAUGCUCCUUUAUUUACCGCUAAAUCUUACUGAGUUCAAAGACUAUCUCCAGGUAAAUAUGCAAGGGAUUAGUUUUCUCCAACUUGAUUGCUGUGUUACUUGAAAAAUGUGAUAUUUCAUAUUCACCUCACAAAGGUGUAAUGGCCAGGGUGCCCUGUGUGGAGAGACUGGUUGCUAAGCCACUUUGAGAACUGUAGCUCUGGGAGGAGUAUAGUGGUCUCCUCACAACUUUCAACACCCUUAACAGGCCUCUCUUGCUAGAUGGAAAGAGGGAGGGCGCACUGGGUUUAGACAAAUCUCUAUGCCUCAGGCAAAAGUGGAAUGCCUGAAACUUGUGGUCAUUGCACUUUGUUGGGGGGAAAUCUCGAUGGCUUGGUAUUAGACUGGUUUAAAAUGGGUAGAGAACUUUAGUUAGGCCCAAAAGAUGCUCUGAAAUUGGAUGAUGCAGUUAUGCUGCCAAAGCUAAGCAGGCUUGAGCAGGAAUACUUACUGAUUUAAGCUUUCUGGAGGUCAAAUGGGGCACAAGUGUAAUAAACAGAGGACUGUAACCAUAAUGGAAGUGGAUGGAGGGGGUCAGCGGAGGGUAGGUGCAGUUCUGUGUGCCGAUAAAAUGCAGGUGAUAGGGUGUAUUUAGAUAGGAUUCUUUAGAUGAUUCACUAUCCGGUCCUGGAUUUGUGUAAUGGAAGUGUAUAGAAAGUAAAUCAUAUAAUGGAGGUGCUUUCUAGUCGGCAAGGCAAUUGCUCAACUCAGAAAUUGUCUGUAGCACUUUGCUAGUCAUGGAGUUGUGCCUAGUUAUGUGAAAGUCUGAGAGUGUGCAUGGAUACGAGGAGGAAGCAAACAUUCCUGGUGCCAGGUGUGGAUCUUCCAAGGUCCCAUCCCAAGGCAUUGCUGUGUGAGCAUGGGAAAAAAUUUUUUUGCUAAUUACUUCUGUGGGCAGAGUGCAGUCUGUGAUAAUUAAUUCUCCCUAAAUAUGGUAACAAGCUUCUGUGGGGCUUCACUUUAUGGCGAACCAAGCCUCAGGAGAUAGCUCGUGGUUUAAUUAUAAAAAAAUCACGCGACUCUUUUGGCCUGUGAAUAAUAAUAAUGAUAAUAAAACUUUUCUCUUGCUUGUUUCUGUUGUUUAACAUUGACCAUUGUUGGCACAAUUGAAUGAUUGACUCGCUAAGUGAAAACAGCAGCACAAUAUUUAAUGAAGGGUGGUGUUGUCAUCAACAACAGUAUAGAGGCUUGUGCUUCUCUGUUGCGGUUUCCAGUGUUUUGGGUGUUAAUGAGUCUUAAGUAAAUAGUCAAGCUGUGGCAUAGAACUUCAUCUCUAAGUUAGAAAUCAUAUGCAAACUUACCUAGGUGCAAGUCUUGUUGAAUUCAGAAGGAGUUAUUUCUUUGUAUAAGUAUGCAUAGGUUUGGGCUUCCUGAGGAGGUUAUUUUCUCCUCUGUCCCACUGCUAAAUUUUGUAGAUUUCAUUAAUCGAGUUGCAGAGGUUUCAAAAUAACAACUCUCAGAGAGAGAGAAAUGCCUACCCUGCCAUGAGAAAAAUGUGGUAUUUUUGUGCAUCGACUUCAAGAUUCAGCUCAGACCCUAAUCUGGCUUUACCAAUAACAGUUCAGCUCAGUGGAAAUCGCUUCAGAUGCUGCUCAAUUCAGCUUAAGGUUCCAGGCCAAGUCUGCUUCAGGAAAAACAAAGUUUCAUUUCACUGCCCCGCUCCCGCCCCCCCAUUGAUGAUUUCAGAAUUUUUAAAAAUGGGUAUUGCUUUUUCCCCUUUUGGGGAGAAGUGAAUGGAAUUUUCAGGCAUAGUGGAUAAAGCCAGCCAAAUUACAAUAAAGUAAGUCUUGAGGUUUCUGAACUGGGCACCUUAACAGUUUGAUUUUAUAUAUAUAAGAGAAAAUGUCUAACAUUUUUACAAAGCCAUUCCAAUAAGCAGAACAGAUAACACAGAAUUAAAUAUAUUACACAGUUAAAAUAAUUAUUAAAACCAGGUACUUUAUCAAAUAAGAGUUUGCUCCCCUGAAGAAUUUAACUGAUAUUUCCCCACAAACUUUUCCUUUUCAAAUUGUCACUUUUUCAGCAGUGUAUUGUUUCUGAAUGCCAUAAUUCCUUGUGAAGAAAUUCACAGAGUUAACCAGUUUUAACUUUAUUGUAUAGAUAGAUAUGACAUAUCCAGCAGAAUUCAACAUAUCAGUGACCUAUGGUGCUUCGCCAGGGCUUGCAAUAUAUGUUUGCAAUAACAAAAACCAGCGAGACUGGCAAAGAUCCGGCAGGCAACAUAGUGAGAUGCAAUGAGGUACAUUGAUUUUAUUUUUCACAAAUUGUUUCAGGCUCACAAUCAAAUAGUGAAAGUAGUAUUGUCCAUGUUGCGUGGGUACAAUAUCUACUUUUAUAUGAACCCAGAAGAGUGGCCACUUAAGCACUGCAAAAAAAGAAAAAGAAACCACCAGGAAAUAUAUUACCAAAAAAGGCGAAAACUAGAACACAAAUUUGCCUUAGCUAAUUUACAUGUCUAAGUGCAAAUUUAUUAAUAAUUUUAUAAAUGAGAUAGAAUACAUCUCAUCAUAGUGUGGAAGACUGACCAGGUGCUCGCCAAUAAAGGGCAACUUUCAGGCUCCUGCUCUCCAUUCUUUUUUCUUUAAAACCAGGCUUGCUUUGGCCAGCCCUUCAAAUAGAGGAUGUUCCUCUGCAAAGUAAGAAAUAUAUUGCCACACUGUUUAGAGUAAAACAGGGAAUACGUCUGUGUGUCUUCAGUGACAUUCUUUCUCUGCAAAAAGAAAAGAAAGACGGAAAAGCUGUGAUAGUCACAUUGUCAUUGGCAUCUUAAACACUACCAAGUGCUAUACAAACUGUGAAGUGCAUGCCACUGAACAUGGGUAACAAAAAGAGUUUCUUAAACCAAAGGAAUAUAAAACAGCAAGGUGGGAUCUGUGAACAUCUUUUAGGUGUUAAGCCUUGUGGCAAGCAACCCUGAAGCACUAUCUCCCCAGACCCACACUUCAAAACCUUUCUGGCAGUGAAAGAUGUCUGCCCUUCUCCCCACAUCACUACAGAAAAUAUAUUUGCUGGAGAUGGAACCGGAUUUCAGGAAUGCACAUUGAAGAGGGAGCCCUUCGAACUCCUUUCCCUGUUCUCCUGAUUAAGUCUGGAGGCCAUCUUUGCUUCCAGAAAGGUUUAGGGAGAUGGAGACUUGGCAGGUGGAAAUUUGCCCUGUCCUCAUUACCUUCUGUGUAGCUUCUCUUCUGCACUCCUUCCUCCCACUUAGGGUCCCUGGGAAUCCCACUUCACCUGAGACAUGAAGUGGCAGACAGGAUGCUUUGAUUUGUAUUUUGAAGCUGAAAGAGGGCACGAGCCGUUGGCGUCAAUUUAGAAAGAGCACAAAUUCAGGUUGUGUUUCCUUCAUGUUCUUUUAUGUCUGUGUUCUUGUAGCCACUGGGGUGCUGAAGUAGCUGAAAUGAGAAAAAGGCAACAGCCACAAAAUGAAGAAACAUCUGCUGUGUCUCAAGCACCUGGAAACCAAAGGCCCAACAACACAUGUUGCUUCUGUUGGUGUUGUUGUUGCAGCUGCUCAUGGUAUGUCACGCAGUCUAUUUGAUACCAUAGCUAGCGCAGGUAAAUGUCAACCCAAAGCCAUCAGUUGUCAGGCUUAACGUAAAAAGCUGGGGGGGGGGGGCCUUUUCUGUGCAAUCAGGUUGUUGUGUGAUAAAUGCUCAUUUGAUUCUCAUUGCUUGCACACAGACUUCAUGUCUUCUCUCAACGUUGUGCUCAUGAAAGUAAUUGAACAAUGUUUUGUGUUGAGGAAAAUAUGAUUCCUAAGUCUCUGUGCAUGCAUGUGCGCACACAGAGCUCCCUCCUGAUAAUGCAACCAGAGCGAAGCAAGAAGAGUGUUUGUGUGCAUUUGCUUUUUGCAUAUAAUUUGACCCCCUCAAAAGUUGUUCUAGGAGAAAUGGCUUUCCCCUAACCAAUUUUAAAAGAUGGGCAUUUGAAAAGACUUUCCAAAUUUUAUAUCUAUGAAAACUCCCAACUGUAGAAAUAAUUUUUUUUAAAAUGUAGCAAAUAUGUGCAAAAAAGUAGUUUUCUGAUUAUUUGGGGAAGCAGGGCAUGGGGAAGAGAAAAUGGGUGAUGAGCUGUGCAUUUUGAAUUAAUGGGAAACAUGAACAAAACUGUCUUGUUUAUUUCUACCUGAUAAUUUGAUGAAUAACCUACAGAAUGUAUUUAUAGUCAGGAUGCAUUCAAAUUCCACUGAGAUCCUUCAACUGGCAAAGAGCCGUCAUCUUAAUGGGGAUCAGGCCAGGAAAUAUUUGCUGCUCAGCUCUUCCUAAAAGAAUCAUCAGCUCAGGAAAUAUGAGACUGAAAUUUAGUGUUUAUUUUCCUGUUUUUAAAAUAACCUCAGAUAACCAUGUGAUCUUUCUAGGCUGGGAUAGCCUGCCUAGGAUGCCUGUCACAAAAGUGUAUAUAUAAAACUUUUAAUAUAGCAAUAUUUAUAUGCAUGUGAACAGCUCAGCGGCAUCAACAGGGCUGCGGUUACAAUACAGCUAUUUACUUGCUUAGAUGCUCUGGGUUUCCCAUGUGUACACAUCUGUCUAGAAAUGCCAGUAGCUAAAAUUCCAUUGCAGGGAUGCGGACCCUCAGCCCCAUGAGCCAAAUGUCAUCUUCUGUGUCUUGGGAAUCUCCCCAGACCAAACACCUUCACAAACCACACCCCUCACCAGCCCUGUCUUGCACCCUCCGUGAGUGUUUUUGCUUGGCUGAAAUGUGUCCUUGGACUCUGAUAACAUUGAUUACUUGCUUGGAUGGAGGAUAGAGAGGAAUGCGUCAACGUGAAGAAACUGGGCUACCGUACCAAGACAAAAUUUGCAUUUGUUGCUCCGACCUGGCGCUGGCAUAUCGCCCCAGGAAAGCUACCAGAAGGGAAUGUGACCCCCGGGCUAAUUAAAAAGGUCCCCCGCCUUGCUGUAGUGUGAUGAAGAAACAGACCCCAAGAUGGAGCAAUGGUGCCAUUAGGGCAGAACCUUGAGACAGAAAUCCAGAAGUGUAUGAAGUGUGAAUCGGGUCAGUUUGCUUAAAAAUGCAGACCGAGCAAAAUCCCCACGCAUCACUGCCUGCAACUGUGUGAUUUUAUAAGCUUGAAAGAAACCAUUAUGCACAGAGAAGAUUUCCUGCUCCAUUAUUCUGCCAUUUCUCACCACACCGGUGGAGAAACCCUAGGAGAAGAUGGUUUCCAAAUAUUUCAGGCCAAUGGCACCUAUGCCAUUCGCCUUUGCAACCGCUGUCUGUAUCACCAUUCAUGUGUGCGAAUCGUGCCUUGGAUGUAUAGGGAAGUCAUCAUGUGACUGUUUUCUCUCGUGGCCAAAUGCAGUCCUCACACUGGCUACCAACUCACAUCAUCAUCAACAACAAUUUAUUUAUACCCCGCCCAUCUGGUUGGGUUUCCCCAGCCACUCUGGGUGGCUCCCAAGAGAAUAUUAAAAACAUGAUAAAUUAUCAAACAUUAAAAACUUCCCUGAUAGUCAGGUAGUUGUUUAUUUCUUUGACAUCUGAUGGGCGGGCACCACUACCAAGAAGGCCCUCUGUCUGGUUCCCUGUAACCUCACUUCUCUCAGUGAGGGAACCGCCAGAAGGCCCUCAGAGCUGGACCUCAGUGUCCAGGCUGAACAAUGGGGGUGGAGACGCUCCUUCAGGUAUACUGGGCCGAGGCCUAGAAGGGCACUUUGAUGUCCAUGCUAUCUAGUCAUGGACAUCAAAGUGCUCUUCCAGGGUCAAGCCAAGUGUUCGUCUAGGAAGGGGGUGGGGAAAUUGAUUUUUAUGAAGCUUUCUCCUGAUUGCUUUUGCAUGCUGGAUAAGGAAUAAAAAAGACUUUUUAAAUAUAGGUGAAUAUAUAGGUGAAUAAUAGCAGUGGCAGCCAGUGUGGUGGGACAGGAAUAUGGAGCCACCCUCCCAACACUGAUCUCACCUCAGCUUACCUGGAUGCUGGGUUUCCACUGGUACCCAUACAGUCCUAGCUUGGCAACAUCCUUCCCCACUCUAUACCCAUCCAGGUAAGCUGCAUCCCUCCCGAUUUUGGCAGGGCAAGUCCACAUCUCUGCCUCACCACACACACUGCUAGUAAAUAGCAGGGAUAAUGCAAGCUCUUCUCUGUGUUACGCAAGUAUCACCCAUGGCUGUCAGCUAAUAGAGUUGUAUUUUUGCUGCUCUUUAAAAGCAAGCUGAAUUUAUUUACAUUAUACUUCUCUGGGAACUUUUCUUAGCUUGAAGUCGUUCUCAGAUGGUAUUUAAAAACAAUGUUGCCCUUGGCAAGACACCAAAACUCCACAGUCCCCAUAUGAGUAUUUAGGAUCUGCGCAUCAGCAUUCGUUGCUUACAUGCCCCCCAACCCAAGUCUUCAGUGUGUUUGUAAGUUGCAAUACUGUCUGUCAUCACAGAUUAUGUGCUGCGUUCUUGUGAGAGUUUGGGCAAGCCUGUUACAGCUUGCCUGCUUUAAAAAAUAAUGACGUUAGAAAGUUAGGAUCAAAGUUGUGGUGGAAAUGCCAUUGCUUGCGAUUCUUAGAAUUAGAUUGGACAAAAGUAUGGAAAAAGAAUGUAAGGAGAAACAGAUUGGAUGGCCUAAUAACUUUUUCUUCCAUCUCUAACAUUUGCAGUGGAAGGGUUUUUUAAAAAUUGGUUUUCUUUCAGGAAACAGGGAAAGAUACAGCACAGAUCUUUGAAGACCGAAUGAAUCAAAUAUAUGAUUCUAAAGGCUACUAAAAUUACAGCAGCACAUCCAACUGAUACUAAGGGGGGACAAUGAUGAAGUUGCAUCUUAACUCUUUACACAAUGACUGCUGUGUCCAUAUAGAAACUCAGGUUGACUCCUGUGGCCAUUUAGCUCCAGCAAAAUAACAGUUGUGAUUUUCAUCUUAAAUAAGCUCCUUGAAUGGUGCAGGUGACCAUGGAAAUGACCAUCAUCAUUUACACAGAACUUUCAAUGUACAGCCUGCUCUGCAAAUAAAAAGUCCCUACCUGAAGGGUUUUCAUCUAAAAUAGGCACAAGAAGCAGCAGGGGAAAGGGAAGAUGAAGGCAGAGGAAGAAUGUGUGACUAUUUCAAUUACACAUACUCUGGCUUAGUCUCCACCUUACCAUAACUAAGCAGAUGAUCCAAAGGCUUCAUGGGAAAGCUGAGCACAGCAGCACUAAUGGUGGGGACUGUGGUUGCCAUUUUCUCUGCAGAUAUCCAUUUAGUGUGGCAUUAUCAAAUGGAGUUGUAGACCCACUGAAAUGAAUGACUAACUUUCACCCUCCCCCCCUCCAGCCGUAGUUGGAUACAAUCCAUAGUGUCAGUCCAGGGCAUUUGCAGGUGGAGCAAAGGCUGUCAAGAGGUGAUUCAUUGCCAGAACAGCCACAUAGGUACCAGUGAAAAUGAAAGCAAGCAACACCCCGCUCUGCCCAACCGAUGCACUUAAAUUAUCACAUUUUUCCACCUGCACAUGGUGUGGGGACAGAGAAUUUAGUGCAUUUUGCAGCGGCAUUUCCCCUUCCCUCCCAAAGCCCAAAGCCUCUUAUAAAAUCUGCUAAGGUCAUUUUGAUGCCCAUUUUAUAAAUGAAGAAUAAAUAGUUUUUCCAGACCAUGUAGGCUGCUGUUGGAAGCCAGUCACUUAACGUCCAUGCCCAAUACUCAUCCCCUGGACCACACUGUAAUUCCAGUGGAUUGACGUGCAUGCUUCUGUUCCCGGUAAAGGCUUGGAAGACCUUUGUACCCUUGAGCCGGAACCUUUUUAAAAGCACCAGUCAUCCUUAAGGCUGCAUCUGUUUGACUGGCACAUUUCAUGUCAGGUGAUGUUUAGUUUUCGCUUUCACUGCAGCCAACAUUUGAAUCAGAAUGAGGAUUAAGCCUUUUGUUUGCACAGCAACUGAUAGUUAAAUACCCACACCUUUGUUCAGUGGAUAGUAAAUUUAUGACAUCAAUCAAAGCAUUAGAUAUGGUAUGAGAACAAUUAGCUGUUUAAGAGAGGAUGUGCCUCUUCUGUCAUUUAUGCCUCUUUAAUAAUAGGCAUUAGGCCACGUGGUACCUAUUAAUACUGCAAGGUUUCUUAGCUGGGAAUAUAGACCUAAGAGUGGAUGUUAAGGAAUAAGCAAAAAUGUCAUUUCGUAGAAAGACAGACAUCUCUUCUCAUUAACUUUCUUCCUGCUGGUUAAGUAAGUUCACUGAUGAAUCAAGGUUUCAUUUGCAGUGAACCUUCACAAAGUAAGGAAAGAUUAGUCAGAGCCUCUCUAAAUGUAACAAAGUGUGAUCUACACAUUUUGUUUUGUUUAAAGCAUGAUACGGUUAUCCUAGAGGCUGUGCCAUUUCUGGAUGCAGAUGGUGGUGCAGGUGGGACUGAAUGCUCCUCCUCCUGGUCAGAAAACCUUUUGUCUCUGGAAAGCUAGGGUGCAUGAAAUAAUGGUUGCUUACCUGCUUAUUUUCUAUGUACAGGGAAGUUUGGCAUAAAACUGCUCUACCCCAGGAUUAUUUCACAUGUUUACUUAAUCUCUUUUUUAAAAAAACAAAGAAAAAGACAUAAUAUUUGACUGGUGGGGCUUGCAUUCAGUCUGGAUACAAAGAUCCAAGGAAAGAGAAGAGCCAAGGAUACUUGUCUGCCUUAAGGGACAAUGGAAGCUGAUGCAACUCACUCCCACAGGAGGCAAUGAUGGACAACAACUUGGAGGACUUUAAUAGAGGAGGUUGUCAAUGGCUACUAACCAUGAUUCCUGGGCUUUGUCUCCGCCGUCAGAGGCUUAAUGCUUCUGAAUACCAGUUGCUUAGGAGGGGAGAGUCAUCUUGUGCUUGGGUCCUACUUGUGGGUUUCUCACAGGCAUCUGGUUGGCCACAGUGAAAACAGAAUGCUUAACUAGAUGGGCCAUUGGCCUGAUCCAGUAGGCUCUUCUUAUGGAGACUUCCCAUCCCACUAAAAAAGGGAGGGAGGGAGAGAAUUGCCCAACCUGCCCUCAGUUCCAUCAAAAAAUAGAUAAGAAGACAUCCAGGUAGUGCAGCUGGGAUAUGGGAGGAACUCAGAGAUGUAAAAACAUACGCUGAAAUGAUAUACCCACAGUGAAUUUUUACCUCCCUUAGCUCUUUCCUUUCCACCAAUCCAUUUUCUACUCAAGCUCUAUCCACAAAACAAUGCAAGAAAAUGUAUGCAUGUGGUUGCAUAGCCUGUGGGAUUCUACGAAAGUUAUUAUGACCUUUGGUUUUAGCAAAUAAAGUGUUGACUGACAUUCAGAAGAAACCAUGUGAGAAUACCCUUGCCUGAUAUUUUAAAAAUUUUGUUUAUUUCAGCUGGCAAAUUACUGCAUUUGUAUUAAUAUUACAUCACUAGUUGUCUAAGAGAGGACCGUAGUCCAUUCUUUAAAAAUGAAAAUAACUUAUUUGACUAUGCACUUAUCUAGUCCUAAGAAUCAUUCAAGUCUCUUUUACCAACCUUUGAAGCAGAUUGGAGCCAUAUUUUCAUAUGGAUAUGUCCUCCAAACCCUCAAAUAGAUGACUCUCUCCCGUUAGACUUCUUUAGUUCAGGUGUUGAGAAAUCUGCACCAUAUUCAAUAUAUGCCUGGCAUCUAAGACACGCCUCAUCUUACUGCCACCUCCAUCCACACAAAGCAUCAGAGUGAGCUUUUUUAAAAAAAGAGAAGCAAGAACAACUGGUUCGAAUUAUGUAGCCUCACAACCUCUUAUUUCCUCUAGCCAGAACAACACUGACCCCCUGCUUGGCUGACCCUUUAGAGAUGGUUAAAGCCAUCAGUUAUAGUACAGCUGUAACAACUGCAGCUAUAUAAGUAAGUUUCAAUAAUGACCUUGGCAUCAGAAUCUUCAGUCACACCAUCUUCAUCUCACCUUGGUGAUGGGGAACCUGUGGUCUUCCAGAUAUGUACUUAAAAUACCCAUCGUCCCUAAUCACUGGCCAUGCUGGAUGGAGCUGAUGGGAAUGAGAAUCUAACAAAACAUCUAGAGAACCACAGCUCCUCAUUCUUGCUGCAAUGGCUUGGCAUACUUUCCUAAUGUAUUAGGACUAACAAGACUCCUUUUCCUUGGGGAUUAUAAUUUUAGAGGACAACUGAUGAACUGAAUUUUUGAAAUAUUUUUAAAGCCACUAAUUCAGACCCUCCAAGUGUCCCCAUUUUCUGGGGUGUCACUGAUUUAGAGAAGCCAUACCAGUUUCUGAUUUGAUCCUGGAAUGUACCACUUUUCCUUAGGAUGUCCCUAUUUUCAUUGGAGAAAUGUUGGAGGGUAUGGAGUUAUCUAACCCCCGAGCCAUCUGAAGGCAAUCCUGUAUAGGGAAUGUUGUUGUUUUUUAUAUUUAGUGUUUUAUUAUGUUUUAAUAUAUGUUGGAAGCUGCCCAGAGUGGAUGGGGCAACCCAGUAAAAUUAUCAUUAUGGAAUGGGAUGUCCCUAUUUUCACCGGAGAAAUGUUGGAGGAUAUACUAAUUCCAUCAGGUGGCAGAAGAGCCUAUUGUGACAUGUGUCUUGAAAUUUGAAGAACCCUGCAUUUUAAUAGAACGCUAGGCCCCUCCCCUCCCUGAACAUGCCCUUUACUAAUUAAAUCACACCACCCAUCAUGAAACCAUACCAAAGCUCAAAAACCUUCCUUCUGCCACAGUGUCAUAAACUUAAGGUGGAUAGAUUAUUCAGAAACUGACAGUAUUUCCACCAUUUCCCCCCAGUAAGUAAACGAACAAAAGUUUUACAUUAUUUUAAUAGCAUGAAGUACAAUACAAGGUCUUAGUUCUUCAAAAAUUGGCUGUUGGUUCCUGACCUUCAAAGUGAAAAGUCAGAGUUGGGCAUGGAAGUGUAAGGCCCAGAGUGGCAGCAAGCCAGCACUGAAACCAGGUGAACUCAGCAAGCCUUCAGGCUGCUUACUAAAGUACUCAGAGUCAGCAAAAGUCACUGUUGGCAAGAAACCUCUUCUUUCUGGUUUUGUAAUUUGCCUCGAUAGUCUGAAAGCUCUUGCUUCUGACCUUAUUACACAAAUAUUUCUUUUUAUUAAAAGGAACAUUUUUUCCUUGUAUGGGUUUAACAGCUAACUUGGAGUUAUAAAAAAAAAGUCACAGCGUCCAUGCUUUUGUCAUUAUUUUUACAGUGAAUUUGUGAGGUGUCUGACAGCUAUACAUGUAUUUUGGUAAAGACCUACAGGGAGAGAGAAAGAUUAAGCGUCUUGUUCUCCAUCCCACACUAGGAGCCAGAUUUCUCUCCUGUUAUUUAAAUGUAGCUAUCACUAUAAAAUUUGAGGCUGUCACAUUAUUUAUAAAGAUGGCUGGCUAUAUUAUCACACAUAGCUGUGGAGAUUUUCAGAGUGGAAAGCAGUUUGAAACAGGGAUUGAUCUUCGUUGGUAUAUAUACUCUCGGUCUCAUCCCACUUCUGCCCCUGGUGACCAGUUUUUGAAGAAGAGGGGGAAAGAACUCUGCGAAAUGUAUUUGACCAGAGGCAGCUGGGGGGCAGGAUCCAUUGGAGGAAAUGCUUCUCUUCAAGCAGUUUUUAACUCCCUUAAGAGCUAUUGCCUGCCUUCAUCCGUACUUGGAUGGAAGAAAUUACUGAACUUCACACUAAAAAAAACCCUCAACAGCCGGCCUACACAACUUGUGACCCAUCAAGCUGAAUGAAACCCACCAGUCACAUAUGGCAACCCACCAGGGAUUCAUUUCUACUUCCUGCUGGGUCUAGCCUACCCAGGGCUUUAGUAGGUAGCAUCAUCUGUUCAUGUCUCAUUGAGUAAAUCUUCAGUAAGUAGCAAAGCAGGUUCAUUAAUCUGAACAUUUCCAGUUUGCCUAUUUGAAUGCAAAUAACUUCUUCGUACACUAUUUUGUGAGGCUCUGGGAGUCUACUUUGUGUUCCUUAAUAGCCAAGUGAUUCUGAUCUUUAAGCAAGGGGUUGGUUUGAAGCUUGGUAGUUCUGCUCUCCGCUACAUAAAGAUUUUGCAUUGAUUCAUCCUCCAGCACUGAAUUAUUGACCUUAUCAGUUGCAUUUACAAUCAAGGGAGUAAAUUUUUCAGGAGCCUGCAGCCUGGAGUAGCUGCUUAUUCUUUCCCAAGUUCUAGCACUUGUGCCUCCCUGACAAUGUCUUAAAUCCUUUCCCUGGGAGGAGGACACCAGCGUUUGAGGAUUUUAGAACAACCACCUGGCCAACUGCAGAGAUCAUAGCGGUAGAACAGCCUCCACCAACCUAGUGUCCUCCAGCCAGUACAGGACAUAGAUUUGCAUAUAAUUUGCAUUGAUUUAUAUAAUUAUUUCUAACUAUACCUAUGCAUUAGCUAAUGUGAAUUAUAUGCAAAUCUAUUCCCUGUACGUCCACUGUGCCUGCUCAGUCUGCUGUCCAAUUGCUUGUCACUGAUGGGCAAUGUCAGGGUAUCCCUACUCUCUCCCUACUUACUGCUUUAUGUCUGUGACUUGGCCUGACAGCCCAUCAAACAGAAGACACCUUCAAAUGGAGGUCUGUCCUCUGGUAAUCCUUCAACUAGAGGACCACCCUCUAUAAAGUAGGACACAUGGCCACCCUACUUAGCUGGCAGCCAAUGGUGGGCUUGAUGAGCUAGCUGCAUUCUCUUAAUCCCUAGGGAUAUGGUACACCUGGGUUGAAUCAAGAGAAGUUACCAGGUGUUAGUAGCGACAUAAUGAGGUUAUGGGACAGACAGGGUCUGGAGAGCAGGUAUCUACAAUUCAAUAAACAGAGAAGCCUUUGUUGGAAGCAUGCAGAAGAGUGAUGGAGACUGUAACCCUAUGCCCACUUACCUGGGAAGAUGUUCCAUUGACCUCAGUGGGACAUACUUCUGAGUCUACAUGUGUAAAAAUGUACAGUGAGUGUGUAUGAUAACACUGUUUAGCCUUAUUAGAAGGCAGAGAUGGAAAUGCUGUAACUUGCCUUUUCCUGUGGUUAAACCACAGAGCCUAGGACUUGCCGAUCAGAAGGUCGGCGGUUCGAAUCCCCGUGACGGGAUGAGCUCCCGUUGCUCGGUCCCAGCUCCUCCCAACCUAGCAGUUUGAAAGCACUUCAAGGUGCAAGUAGAUAAAUAGGUAUCGCUCCAGUGGGAAGGUAAACAGCGUUUCCGUGCGCUGCUCUGGUUCGCCAGAAGCGGCUUAGUCAUGCUGGCCACAUGACCCGGAAGCUGUAUGACGGCUCCCUCGGCCAAUAAAGCGAGAUGAGCGCCACAACCCCAGAGUCGGCCACGACUGGAUCCAAUGGUCAGGGGUUCUUUAUGCAAUCAAGCUCUGAACACAGCCUGCUCCGCACACCUAGUAUCACUUAAAUUGAUGUGUGAGGAAAGAUUUUAUGUUUUGUCCCAAAGCCCCAUGCAAAAAGAAUAGUCUGCUACAAAACUGCUCAGGAUGCAAGAUGUGGGAAAGAAACGAAACCUCAGUGUCCUUUUGGCUUCUUAAAUUGGACACCCCUCCCCACAAGAUACAGUUCUCUUUCCCAUAAGACUUCACACUGUUUUGAAUGUCAAGGUACAUUAUGUGAAAUUAAGACAAGUUCACCUCAGGACAUAAACAAUUACAAAACUGAAUAAGGGUCGACUGAAGGGACAGGAAACAGUGGCAGAGAUGCAAGAGUUAAGGUUGUCGAUCCUUUCAUAUGUCUUUAUUCAACAACUAGAGUACCAAGUAUACAUCCACACAUACAAAAGAAUCCUUUACAGAGUUACAGUUCUCAGCACCCUUAAACUACAGUUCCCAGGAUCCUUUGUAGGAUGCCAUGUGCUUUAGAUGUGCAUUAGAUGUAUGGUGUGGUUGUGACCUACAUUUCAUUUCAUUUUACUCUCUUUUAUUCAGAAGACUGCAGUUAAACUCAAGUCCAUAAGACAGAUACAGCAUUGGCAUGAUUUCCCCUAUUUUUCAAAAGAUCUUCCAUUGCUAGAAACUGUGAAGACAAUGUGCUUUGCCAGCACAGACCAACAAUGUAUCAUCCGUCAGUAAGUUCCUAUGAGCUUGUAUAGACUGCAUUUGCCUAACAGGGGUGACAUCAUCUUGGUACACUCUCGGCUCAGCUCAGGAACUAUGCAAAACUCAUAUCUACAAAGAAUGGCCACCUGUGUAUAUGGAAGUGAUGUUUUCUCAGGCAUGGUUCCUGACUGCUAUGUAUAGAGCCAACUUAAGUCUUCUUUCAGUUGAAUGACCAGCAGCAGCUUGGGUGUGCUACGCAUAUUGACGGGAUCCAGCUCACCCCUCCUAUCAAAUAUUUACCCUUCAAACGGAAAAUGAUUGCAGUCAAGAAACUGUUUUCAGGGAGCUUGCUUGAAACAGUGUAAUUGGGCUCACUGAAAAUAAUAAAUAUAUUAAUCUCUUCAAUUUGAUAAGGACUGGGGAAUUUUUAUUUUUCUGACUUCAUAUUGCAAGAUAGUUUGGAGGGAUUUCAUGUUGUCAUUUUAGUGAGGUUGGCAUGUUGGCGUCGUUGGAGACCAAGAAUACCUGUUUAAUCCCUUACUAGGAAAUUCAGCUACUGUCUUUGCACCUUUAUGAGUGGUGUGAUGGGCAGCAGUUAGCAGGUAAUGACAUUGAACUCAUUUGUAUUGGGAGAGAGGCAAUGGGAGUGCUACCCUGUUGGUUCUCUUCACAUCUCAGGGGCUUUUGACACCGUUGCCAAUGGUGUUCUUCAGGAGCAACUGAGGAAGGUGGUGGUACUAUCUUAAAGGGGUUCUGCUCCUACCUGCAGGGUCGCUACCAGAAAGUAGUACUAGGCGAUGGUUGCUCAGCUUCGUGGCUUUGGACCUGUGAGAUCCCUCAAGAGCCCAAGCUGUCUCCUUUGCUAUUUGACACCUAUAUGAAAUCGUUGGGAGCUGACAUCUGGGGAUUUGGGGCACGGUGUCAUCAAUAUGCUGACGAAACACAGCUCUAUUUUUCCAUUCCAUUAGAACUGUGAAGGUUAGAGGCUGUGAAGGUUUUGGACAGACAUCUGGAUGGGGGUCAAUAAACUGGGGUUAGGGAGGGGAACAAGUGUUUGUAGGGUCUUCUGCCAUAGGUACCAAAAUAACUUGGUUGGCUUUGGAUAUUUUGCACCUUGACUUGGUGGGAAGCCUCAGGCAGCAGAUUGUCUUGGGUCAGUCUUGCCGAUGAAACUCUAUAAUAAAAAGCAGCAGGUAAGAGAGUUGAGAAUUAGACCAAGCAUCAAAAUAAAACUCUUGUUUUGAGUUUCCGAAGACACAUCUGAAAGUUCUGACUUUAGUGACUGAAUCUAACUCAGCGGCCCAGUUCACUUUGGGCAAACCCUGACUCAACAUUAUGGUUUGUUUGAAGUGAAGGAACCAUGAUCCCCAGUUCAGGUGUAAUGACACAUGCGGGAUCAUGGUCUGUCACUCCCAUUAAUUGGGGGGAGGAGUGAGCUGAGAGCCUUCUGUGCAUUCACAAUAAUCCUCUAAGAUUUUCUGCAACAUGCAAACACUGCCAAUGUUUUGAUAAUGGAAUUAUAAAAAAUAAAAAUAAAAAUCCCCUUCACCCCCUAAAGUGGAGGGUGAAAGAUAUAACUUCUGGCUGAUAUAUUAGCUCACAGAAUAAUUUCCUGCUUGCAGAGAGUUUAUCUUCCAACCAUGUAUCAUUCCAAAUCAGCUUAAAAUGUCAGUUGCACCAGGAAUAAGUGUCUGGGAUUUUUAAACAGAACUCAAGCACUGUCUCUGGACUCCAAAGAAUUAAGCAACUCUUUCAAGACUUAAAACCAAGAUGUUGUGGAAUCCUUCAAUUAAAAAGCAGCCCUACUCUUUCUUAAGACAGAAGGCAAAGAAGAUAAACAGCCUUUAAAAAUCUGGCAGAAUAUAAAUAUUCAUCCAUGUGGAGGCCCUACUGAUGUGCUUAGGCAUGCUUUCAUACAGAAUGUGCAUCGUGUCUCCUUGUCUCUCUCCCUUUUUCUUCAUUUCUUCACAAUUUGGCUUCAUGGAAUUCUGUUUGUACCUCUUACCUUCAUUUUUGCUUCUCCUGUAAUGUUCAUUCGCAUGGAGGGAUUCAUCCCAUCAUUUCUAUUUCCAGAUGUUAGUUGAUUCCAAAGUGCCCUCUCCAAAGUAUGUUUUAAACCUCCCCUGGUGCACUUUAUGUUCCACUUUACAUGAUUCAACUUGCAGUUGGUUGGAGCAAACAUUAUGGAUGGCCACUUACCUGUAUUAAAAUGGCCACAGUCACAUACUUAAACGGGACAUUUUGGUGGACCAGUUUGCAUCACUUGCCUGGCAGUGUCCGAACAGCUCAUAUAGCAAUAAUCACAUGAUCACUGAGAAAUGUGAUGUGAACUUAGUGACAUCCUAGUCAUAAACAUUUGGCUUGUGAUGUGUUCACAGUACUGAUCUGACAGUUGCUCUAACGUGGUCUGGGGAAUCCACGUUUAGUUUCAUUCUGGAUCAGGAAUGAUUCAAAUGUGUGGGGCCGGCUUCAACUCAAUAGUUGUGCUGGCAGGAGCCAGAGCAACGAGUCCUGCUGGCACAAUGGGGCUUGCUCAUUUCUGCUCCCCGGUAUGCCCCUGCUUUCCUCAGCUCAGUGGGGUCUGGAGAACCCCCCAAACAGCACAUCAGGGGAGGGGAGAUAGUUCCAUCAGCAGAAAUGCUUAUGCUGAUGGAAGAAUCAUAUUAGCAUGAUGUUGAAUUUCAUCCAUGGUACCUCUAGCUCAGGCUUCUUCAAGAUGUUUUUAAGACUACAAUUCCCAUCAUCCCUGGCCACUGGUCCUGCUAGCUAGGGAUCACGGGAGUUGUAGGUCAAAAACAUCUGGAGGGCCGAGUCUGAGGAAGCCUGCUCUAGCUGGAUUGCUACAUUCAUUGCACAUGGAUAGAUACGUUCCAGUUGUUGGAUGAGAAAACAACCACAGUGCCAAGAAGAUGAUCAGUGCUUUAUGUUUUCCCAGCACAGAUACCCUGUUUCCCCCAGAACAGGCAAUCAGCUCUCACUCUAGAUAGAGAGAUUACGCUAAAAAAAAAAAAAAAAGAGGCUACGUAUUCCCUUCUAAUAGAUAAGGCAUGUUAUUUAUAUUAUUACUGUAUCAUGUUGAAGUUCAGUAUUUACACUUUAAAUACUCUAGGGGGUGCAUUUACUCAGGGAAAAUCAAUAGUUAAGACUUCUGACUCAGUCCUAUGGCACAAGAGCUUUCCACACAUUUUUCAAAGGAUCUGCUGACAAAGCAAGCUCAGCACUUCCCCUUGCUGUUCCUCCUUCUGCCCAGCCCCCUGCAUGUUUAAUUGGUGUCAAGACUUGUCCCUUCUUCCCAGUUGCCACUGUUCACCACUGUCAUUUUUAUGUUUUGUGUGCACAUACAUACACAGACAUUUUAAAAUGGGCAGCAAGGAGAAUAGCAUGAAUCACCUGAAAAGAGUGAAAGAGGGAUCAGGGAGCUAUCAGCAGUGCCAUAGAUCAGUGGGUGGGGAUUACAUACCUGCCAACUAUAUGCAUUCAAUAAAACUUUGUCCAAAUAUGAAUCAAUGAGAAAUGAAGAACUUUCACAAAUUCUAUUUUCAAUCAUUCCAUUGUAAUAGAUUGGCAUUCCCUAAACACUUCAACCAGCAUCUCUGCCUCUAAGCCACAUUUAUUUGACUGUAUUACAGCGCACACAGCAUCUGGGUUACAGCAAGUUGCCAUAGUGCAAUGCAUGCUGCAUGCUAAGUAUAUAUUUGCUGGCAUAGGAAAUAUAUAGGAAUGGCUCUUUUGCUUAUUAUCCUGUACAUGCUCACCUAGACAGUCACUGAAUUCAGCUGCUUAGCAAGAACCUGACUAAUGUGAAUGCAGUUGGGAGUGUGAAUGAAUGUGAGUGAUGGACAGGUACAUCUUCAUCACAAUUUUGUCCCACCUUUCCUCCAAGCAGCUCAUAUGUUUGGGGAGGGAGAAGUACAGGACCCCCCCCCCCCAUUACAUCCUCACAACAACCUCCAAGGAUAUCCUAAUGCAGCUUUAAAGUCUGUGGAUAUACCUGCUGAUCGAAGAGCCCAAGGUCACAAGUAGGAUUCACAGCUAAAUACUAUUGUACCUAAGUAACUCUGGUCCAUGGUCUGUGCUCUCUGCCUACCAUAUCACACUGUCUACAACACAAGUUUGUGAUGUUCAGCAUUUACUCCCAAAGCAGGUGCCUUAUUUGUUCUAUUGGCGCUUUCCCAUUUUAUGAGUCUUCAGAAAGUCAACUGGUGCAAAUUUCUCUCUCUCACACACACACAGUUCUGCUUCUCCAUUGAAAUCAUAGUUACUGCUGCAUUACUGAAUCACUGCUGAAUCAUUGUUGCAGACCAAAGACCAAUGACAUAGUAAUAUUCCUAUAGUGCCUGUAAGACAGAAAUAUGCUCGGAAACUGACACAUUGGGGGAAAGGGGAGUUCUGGCCCCCUCGGUUCAGUUUUUAUCAUACAAUUCAUGCUACAAAAGGGUAAAGUAAUUAUGGGAAAACACACUCCGUUUUCCAAGGGCAACAUUAUAACCCUGCUCAGUUUCUUAGAAACACUGGGUACACAUGAAUGAAUAUUAGUGCUGAGACAAGCCAGUGGGCUUAUACCCCUCAAACAUUUACAUACCUCUCAAAAAGUAUGCUCUGUGCUCAGCAGGGACACUUGAAAGGCACAAAGCUGUCCACCAAUAGAUUUUAGGAUUCAUUCAUUACUCUUAAACUAAGCUUUCAGUGUUUAUAGCUGACUACUUUUCUACACUGCUUAGGAUGAUUGGCAUGUGUUGCAAAUGGCUGGUACUGUAAGACUGAAAUCCAGUGCACACUUACCUGGGACUCUGAAAGUAAGUCCCAGUAAACUUAAUAAGACAGGUAGAAGAUUUCACUAAUUUUUUCACCAAGAGCAGAAGUCUUAAUUUUGAAGGCUCACAGUGUUAUUGAAAAUGGUGGCUGCCAUUUCUAAUUUACUAGUCAGGUGACCCAUUAACCAUAAACAUGGAUUACUGGGGGGGCGGGCAUGGCUGGCCACAAUUAUAGAACUAUCACUAUCCUUACUGAAAAUCAUUUUGGUUCUGUCGAGGCUUCAGGUGGUUCCCCUGAUGAAAUCUUUAAAAAAAACACAUUUUGCUUUAAGUAAAAUUGCAUGGAUCCACUAGUCCCAGGUUUUCCCAGUUUUAUCCUCUGUAUGGAGAGUUUCUUCAACAGCCCUUGACUCCAGUGCUGUAGAGAAUCAGAUGGUGCCCACAGAAUAACUUUACUAACAACCUACAUUAAUGCUUUCUGUGGGUCCUGGUUAGGUCUGUGAGCAGCCCCAUAGAGGAGGAAAAAAUAUCUAGUCUUUGAUUUCCUUAGAAAUCCAGCAAAGCUCAAGCAGAAACUAUCCCAAACUCCAUUUUUUGCCUAAUGGCAACUAUAAAUUAGCUUACUGUAUACCUACUGUUUUGUUGUGAAUAAUAUACCUAUUAGGGAUCUUAAGCAUAGUCAUAGAAACCUAACAUACAAAUUUGGGAAGCAAAUAUUAUUGUAGGAGAAAAAGAAAUCCCCCAUUACUAUCCAUUAAGCAUUAUAAAAGAGAGAAACAGGUCUUUGGGUGCAGAAAUUUACAUUGUUCUCAGCAUCUUGUAAUUGGAAGUAGAUUUGAUUUUUAUUUUUUUGCUGGAAAGCAAACAUGCUUUUAUUGGCUUGAAGAGAUUACUGGCCAAAGUGCCAUUUAUCACAGUGGUACAUAUUGAACUCACAGCCGAGGAGUAUUCCUUGCACCUUAGUAUUAAAACGAUGGCUGGAGGCUCAAUACAUAUGUUUUAUUCAUUGAAGAUGAUGUAUAGUUUGGAUUAACUCUCUGGACAAUGUCAUCAAUCAUCAUAAGGCAAGCUCCCAGUAGUGCUAGGGCAUACUGUUGUACAUAGAUAUGUUUUUACACCCGAUUACAUUGUGAAUGAUAAUAUGACUUCUUAAAGAUAUAUACUGAACAUUAAUGGCUCUAGUUGAAAUAAAUAGAUGUUGCAUAGUAGCGGUACCAGAUUUGCUGGAUUGUGCCCCAGUUUAAACUAGGCAGGUGCGCCAAGUAUUGGGGACUGAGGGCUCUUCAGCCUCCCAAAAAAAUUCAAGGAGGGGGCUGCCCCCCCCCCAAAAUCCUGUGGCCCUGCUCUGCCUCCUCCUCCCUGCCCAUUGUCGCACAGGUAGAAGGAGGCCAAUUGUGGAGCCCGGCAGCUAUGCUCCAGGAUUGUGUGGCAGCAGCUCCCAGCGAGAUCUCACAAGAUCUCGCCAGAAGCAACACAAUUCUGGUAGGUGAUGUUUCGGCCAGGUGGAGGUGACACCUUCCUGUUUCACCUCAGGUGGCAAAACGGGACAGGCUGCCCCUGCGUAGAUGCCAUACUGAUAGAGUAUGUCUGGCUUUUAAUACAAAUCAGGCAACUAGGCAGGUAAGGAGCUGGAACAAAAAGGGAAAACAAUCAAUCCUACUAUUUUUAACAGGCCACAUCAUGUCACAGAGAGAGCAUGGGAGCCAAUGUUACAAGUUUCUAUACUUGAGCACUGAAUGCACAAUAACAUUUUGAAAGAGGAGCCAUCUAGUGGCUAGUAGCAUUGCUGAAUCUGAGCUGCCAGAAGACAUUGCAAGAAAUGCCUCGCUUAGAAUUUAUGAAAAUAACCACUGUUGGGCCUUUUAAAUGAUGACAAUAUAGAACAUCUUUUCUCUGUUCUUUUCUUUUCUUCUUUUCUUUUCUGUUCUGUUCUUUUCACAUAUGUGUUCCAAAUAUUAAAAUAUAUAGAGAGUCAAUUUGUUGUCAGGACUUACCGUAUUUUUCGCCCUAUAAGGCGCACCGGUCCAUAGGACGCACCUAACGUUCGGGGGGGGGGAAUCAAGAAAAAAAUAUGAUUCCCCUCCUCCCAGCUCUGGGAGCAGCGGACAGGCUGCACGCAGCCUGUGCGCUACUCCAAGACCUUCUCCCUGUUUUUGCGGAAGGUGGAGGAAUUCCCCCACCUCCCGCAAAAGCCCACAGGAGGGAGAAGGGACUGACUCAGCCAGUCAGUCCCUUCUCCCUCCUUGGGGAAAAGCCCCCAAGAGCUGCGCGCUCUUUAAAGGCUGCGUGGCUCUUGCGGGCUUUUCUGCGAGGUGGGGGAAUUCCCCCGCCUCAUAGAAAAGCCCGCAGAAGCCACGCAGUCUUUAAAAAGCGCAUGGCUUCUGGGUGCUUUUGCGGGAGGUGAGGGAAUUCCCCCAUCUCCCGCAAAAGCCCACAGGAGGGAGAAGGGACUGACUCAGCCAGUCAGUCCCUUCUCCCUCCGGGAAAAGCCCCCAAGAGCCGCGCAGGCUUUAAAGAGCGUGCAGCUCAAAGUGGGGUCGGGGAGCAGCGUGAAGGCGUCUGGGGCUGGCGAUGGGGGAAGCGCUGCGCUCCUCCACCGCCAGCCUCUAAGCCGGGUUGGAGAGUAGCAGGAAGGCGUCGCUCCCCUUCCCGCUGCCCCCCAUCCUCUGGGGCUGGUGAUGGGGGAAGCGCUGCUUUCCCCCACCGCCAGCCUCAAAGAGCAGACUCUCCUGGCUUCAGUGAAAGCAUUGCGAAGCCUCCGGAGCAGGCUUCGGAGGCUUUGCGUUGCUAUCGCUGAAGCCAAGGAGCCUGCAUUCGCCCCAUAGGACGCACACACAUUUCCCCUUAAUUUUUGGAGGGGAAAAUGUGCGUCCUAUAGGACGAAAAAUAUGGUAAUCACUGAAACAAAUAAAGAUUACAAAAGUUACAAUUGAGGUGUUGAUAUUAAAUAGACAAUCUGUCUCCCUCGGUGUUCCUUUGAGUAGAGGAGAUGGAGGAGUCUUAAAAGGUCAGGGGAAUCUCUUUUUAUGAUGGGUAUUCCAAUGGUGGCCUGCAUUUGCCACCAAGACAAUGUCUCCUUUAAGAAUGCAGGUUCACGUUAAACCUCAGUGUUGUUUUAUAUAUUGUAUAUUCAUUGUUUUAAAUUAAUUCUCUCUAGACAAAAUAAAGUGUUGUACUACAUUGCAGCCUCACUGUUAGGAAUGAAGAUAGAGGGGACAGUACAGGAAGGCCGACACACACAACUAAAAUGGAGAGCAUUCAAGUCAUAGAAGAGUGGUAAGUUUGCUGUUUGUCUUCUCUAAUUGCCUCUUACCAUAAACUAUGAUGGCCGCAAUCUUCUGCACACAUACUUGGGACUAAGUCCCACUGAACUCAAUGGGCGGUAUCAAUGGCUACCUUAGCACAAAGAUCUCUGUUUGUGCCAUGGAACUUCCUUCCCUCUCCUCUUCCCAAAUCUGCUCUGGACGGUUGGGGAAAACACAGAACAAGUUGGGGAAGAGAUGAGUAGAGGGGAGGGAAGUUUCAUUGUGUAGCCAGAAUAAGGUUACCAGAUUUUUUUCAAUGAAUCCGGGGACACUUUUCAACUUCAAUGGAUUUUGUAUGGGGACUGAUUUGUAAAUCCGGAGACUGUCCCCAGGAAACGGGGACGUCUGGCAACCUAAUGGAACUACUUUGUUGUGGCUUACUUCUGAGUAAACAUGUACAGGAUUGCACUGUUAGUUGCUUCACUGUGUGUGCUUUCCUGUAAUUCAUACAAAAGCAACAACCAGAAAUUUGAGUUUCAAUCAGCUGGUCUUCAUGUAAUAUAACAGGAUAGGAGCAUUGCUGAUGCAUGAUUGUGGUAUAAAUAAAAUAAAAUAAAGCAUGCUUUCUCCUUUCUGUCAGCAUAUCAAUGAAUAAUCAUUUUUUUCUGUGCAGAAAAAUAACUGUAAGAAGCGCAAGUGUGUGUUAAAACUCCUGUGUUAUGGUUAUGGAAAUACAAAUUCUGUGCCAAGAAAAGCUGAACUCAUCAUCAUGUAUAAAUUAGGAAAUUGAAUAAAUUUUGCACACUGACUCUUUUGCGUAAUUUAUUUUGCUUGUCAUGGUGAGAAGCAAAUAACUAUAUGGAGCCCUGAGCUCUGCUACCAAACUAUUGGCAUUCUUAUUCGUCCAUACUUCUAUGCCUUCUUACAGUUUAGUAAGUCACUGUUAAUUUGUUUUUAAAACUGUUUAUCAGUUUCUGAUAAUUACUAUAAUUACUUGCUGUUCUUAAUAUCUGUUUUUAGCAUUAUUUUAAUGUAUAUUUUAUACUCUUAUGUAAACUGCUUACAGGUAUGGGCUUGUGUGUGUUCUUGCCCUCUCUCCUCCUUGUGCAAUAAAAGGGGAGUGAAAGCUUCCACUUUCGCUAUUGAAUAAACCACAGUUCCAUGUUAUGUAUGAACCUAGAGAACUGUGGAUAGUUAUAACCAAUGUUAGUUACAAUGGUUUGAUACAUAACAGAUUGUGAAACUAACAGGUUGCUUAUUAGUUAAGUAACAGGCUGUUAGUUUGUUAACUAACAGGUUGUAGAAACAUGCUGGCAAGCAUGGGGGCAAUUCCUACUGAAAUCUCAGAAACCAGAUCUUUUAAUUAAUGCAAGUGGAAGGCUAAGGAAGACACAGUUGAAAUUUUAAUGGUCAUCUGAGCUGGGUCUCUCUGUUGCAUCAUCCAUUGAGGAUUCACACAACUGACAACACUCAGCUGAGGUUCUGGAAGAGCAGGGAAGUUCAUCCCUUGUUCUGUCGUCAGAUACAUACCCAUGUCACAAUUACACUGAUGUAGUUACCUUUCAGACAUACGUGCUGCCUUAUACUGAGUCAGACCAUUAAUCUAUCUCACUCAGUGUUGUCUACACUAGGAGCAGACAGCCUUCUAGGCCCAAAGUGGCAGUGUGUGAGCUUUUGGAUCCAGUGGGUGUGGUUAGUGAUAGGUGUGGCUGGAGCCAGUGUUGCCAUAUACAGAAUUCACAUGCACACAAUUUUCUUUUUCUUUUGCCCCAGUUUUUCCUUUCAUUGGUUUUUCAUUAGCCUCCCUACCCUCUUUCAUUUGCCUCCCUUUACACCAUCAAUUUCUGACAUUAUACUGCUGCUCCUCCCUUUUUAUAUUAGUUCAAGUUAUUGGCCUAAUCCUGUCUUAUUGAUAACCUUACUACAUGCUAUAAAUUACAAACAUAAAAGUAUUGGAGCUUACUGUUGUUGUAGUAGUUAAGUUAAACUAUUACACCAAUUCAGGAUCUGAGAUUUUUAAAAAUUGCCUUCAUGGUUUUCAGUCUAACUUUUUUCUUCCCUUUCCACUUCAAGGUAAUGCCAUCUUGUGGUCCAGAAUGAUUUUUCAUAACAUAGCAUCCAUUAGUUUCAAAGAAUGGUAUCCCACAUUUCUGGUCUUUAUAAGUUGAAGAAAGGUUUUAAUAAUCCAUUGCACAGCCAUUUUGUUUAUAGAAACAAAUUUUAAUAUCCUUUUUAGAAUUAAUUCACACGUCUCAUGUUUCACCUCUGGCCAAUUUAAGUCAAAGAGUGAAGCUCUCAUUGGAGAGGGUUAUGGUGUGUGUGGGGGGGUGUAAAUGCAUGCCGGGGGGGGGGCGUGCACCUGCUCUCCACCCAUGCUUGCUGACUUGUCAGUUUGAGGAAAUAUCUGUUGUUGUGAGGUCUGCGUUUUGGGAUUAGGAUAAGAUUUGUAUUUCCAUGGGAGGCAAAAUGUCUCUUCCCAAUCCCAGCGCUCAUCUCUGACUCCUGUACAUAACCUGACAACCUACUUCUGUCUUCUCUUUCUAAAUAUGAAUUGUUUGACUGCUAGCUUUUAGAAUUAGAAACACUGAAUAGCUUUUCGUUGUUGUUGCUGCUGCUGCUCUUGUCAUUGUUUGUUUGUUUUGCAGCCAAAACCCUACAGAAGAUGAAAUCCUGUCUUGGGCUCAAAAUUUUGACAAGAUGAUGAAAACACCAGCCGGUAGGAAUAUUUUCAGAGAAUUUCUUCGAACAGAAUAUAGUGAAGAAAACUUGCUGUUCUGGCUAGCAUGUGAAGACCUGAAGAAGGAACAGAACAAAGAAAUUGUUGAAGAAAAAGCAAGGCUUAUAUACGAAGACUACAUUUCUAUACUUUCACCCAAAGAGGUAAUACCAUAAAUUCCAAAUUGGCAUACAAGCUUGGGGUCAAAUGUGGCCCCAGGCCCCUUGCUCUCUCUGGCCCUUGGAAUUCUCUGAGGGCCGUGCCCUUCAUCUGCUCUGCUCUGCAUUCCCCUUGAGUGUUUUGACUGGCCUGAACUAUGAUAAUUCCCCUUGCUUGUUGGGUGAAGAAUGGAGAGAGAUAUGAUUUGUGCAGCUGGAAUGUAGUCUACAAAAACAAAGGGGAAAGUUCCAAACCCCUGCCAUAAAGGCUUACAGUUGCCUUUAGGUUAGAAAGCAUGAAGUAAACUCCUUCACAAGUGGUUGGUAAAGGCGCCAUAAGCGAUAAACUCUUUGCUGUAAUGCUCUCUAACAAAGGGAAGUGAAAACAAGAUGGCAGCAGCUGUUCAGCAAAGUGAUAGUGCAAAGCAGGCAUUAUGCCUGACAAUGGAGAGAGUCCUGGGAAAGGUUGAGGCAGAGGGUUGGGCUUGCUUUGCAACCAAACGGGACUAACAAUGUAUGGAACAGAUAAAUAAAUACCUGAAAUGGUCCUAUGUCUAUGCUUUUCCACCCAGGCCAAUGACUCAGUAGUUCAGGCAAAAAAUGCAUAGGUUUGUAUCAUUCCAUUUUCAUUUGCUUUGAUUUAAAGAAACACAGUACAUAGCAUAUCAAUCAUACAACUGAUAAAGAUGUCAAAGGGUUUAGGACAGUCCUUCCAUGUAGGCAAGAUCCAGUUGGUGACUGAGUAAGACUGAAGCCUUAAAGUGAGAUCUGUAUACCUUUCUUGAGUGAGGGAUUGAUCAACUUCUCUUCCUCUUCUCUUUAGGUUAGUCUAGACUCACGGGUGCGAGAAGUGAUCAACAGAAAUUUGUUGGAUCCCAAUCCGCAUAUGUACGAAGACGCUCAACUUCAGAUCUAUACGUUAAUGCACAGAGACUCUUUCCCAAGGUUUUUGAACUCUCAGAUUUAUAAGUCUCUUGUCGAAAGUACUGUGGGCUCUACUUCUGAAACUUAGGUCUGUUUGAGAGGGGCU
This is a messenger RNA of Podarcis lilfordi (Lilford's wall lizard), 58904 nucleotides long. NCBI's taxonomy places the organism in Eukaryota, Metazoa, Chordata, Lepidosauria, Squamata, Lacertidae. The record is from the annotation of a GenBank genome assembly.